Podarcis lilfordi (Lilford's wall lizard) is the source of this 55570-nucleotide messenger RNA. The record is from the annotation of a GenBank genome assembly. NCBI's taxonomy places the organism in Eukaryota, Metazoa, Chordata, Lepidosauria, Squamata, Lacertidae.
GGUUUUUUUGCCGGCUCGAGCGCGCCGGCCCCUCCCCCUCCCCUUCUAGGGCCAAGUUGUGAGGGGAAGUGGAGCGCGCGCGCCUCCUUUCCCUCAGAGGGGGGGGGCAGGGAAGAAAGCGAGGCGGGAGCGCGCACCAGCUCGCUCUCUUGCCCUCCCCACAUUUCUCUCACCCCCCCCAACCAUCGUCCCCUCUCUCUCUUUCUCUUCGCCCGACCCCCCCCACCCCUUUCACACAACUCAUGAAGAGAAAGACGCGGAGUGUGACCGUGUGGAGCCAGCGCUCCGGCCGCGCUCCUCAUGAAGCGCAGGUAAGAGAGAGAGAGAGAGAGAGAUGGGCAGGCAGGCAGAAUAAAUAAACGAACAAAACAAUUUUUUUAAAAAAAUAAAAAACCGCUUUCCAUUUAUACAUCUUACAAGGUUAACAAUAAUAUCACCACCCCCCUUUAUUUCCUUCUUCCCCCGUGGUCGACGGCGACCGCUUCCUGUGCCCUGAGGCGAUGGUGUCUGUAAUGGGGGGGGGGGGAAAUAGGUGGCUGUUGUUUCCUAAUAGCCUUAAGCGCUCUGCAAAAACUUGCUUUUUUAUUUUAUGCUUUCUUUUAAAAAACGCGCCGUCCCCACUUCUUAACCGCAUUGGGUUGCGCUCCCGCUCGCGAUACUUUUUCCUUCUUCUCUUUAUUUCUAGGAAAAGUAUGUUUUGAAAGACCUGGCAACUCGGGUCUCUGUGUGUAUUUAUUUAUGGCGCGCAGCAGCGCGUUUUCAAAGUCUCCCAUUAACCUAGUUCCCUGUAGGGAGAUUUUUGCGUUUUUCUUGGUGGGGGGGGAACUUGUCCCCCCACUACCACACACCCCUUCUCUCUAGAUAGUGUGGGGUGAGUGACACACACACACACACACACACACACACACACACACACACACUAUGGAUGGGGUUUCCUUUGGGGGACAGCAGAGAAGAGAAAUUGACCUUUGGGGGCAGUUGAAUGAGGGCGUCGGGUUCCCUUCUCCCCCCUCCUCCUGCCCCACCUCUCCUAAUUUAAGGCAAAGCAUACUCGUUUCUCCCCCCUCCCUCUCUGUCAUGGAUUUUAGCCCCCCCCAACCCCUCGCUCGCCCCUCGCCCGCCCGCCCAAUGGGAGGUUCGUGGGGGCCGCGCGUCCUCCUUGCGCGCGGCGCACGCACGCUGUGCCUGUUCCCUGAGAUAUGCUGGAAGGGCAGCUGGGUAAAAUCCCAGCUGGAGGGUGGGACGUGGUUGGGGGGCGGUUUGCUGAGAUGACUUUCCCACCCCCCUGUGUGUGGAAGGGGCAUGGAGCUCCUCUGAUCUUCCUUCACCUCGGGACAUGAUGCCUUAUUUGGGGCUAGGUGGGUGGAUAGAUGGGGGACAGCUCUGUGUGACUGGCAGGGUUUAACCCCCCUCCCUGCUUCUCUCCCACCCCCUCUCUCCUCCUCUUCUCCCCCCACCCCACCCCUCCCUCUAACCUCCAAAAGGGGAAUUUUCCAGCUGGUAAUUUCUGCUGCGUCAACACCCAGCUCAAGGGAGUGGAGAGGAGACAAGGGGGCAUUUUAACAGCAGCUCCACUUCGUGAAAUAGCAAGCCUUUCCAUUCUGGUUUGAUAAUUUUAUUUGAAAAGCAAACAAAAACCACCCCACAGCGUUUAAAAAUAAGCAUCUGUGCAAGUUGGACCCAAGAGCUUGACAAGAGAGAGUGGCUCAAAACUGCUUGGAAGAAAGGGAUGAGGUAAUAAUACUGGUGAAACAUGUUGUAUAUUUCUCCUUCGCUUGCUUUCUCUUUCUGCCUCUCUAAAGCCAGGCCUGUUUGGGGUUAUUGUCUCCCCCUGAAGUCUGGCACCGAUCGGCUGGCCUUUCCUCCAUUUUAAUUGCAAGCUGAAAUAUUGGUAGUGACCCUGUAUAUUUUUAAAAACCCAGUCUUCAGAAUAAUGCUUUUCCUGCCUAAAGCUGGAGGACUACAUAAUAUGCUUGUGACAAGUAAGGGAAUUGAUUUGAAAAUGUUGCAUACAGGUAGGGAACAUUUUAUGAAGGGGGUGUCAACACCCCGAAAGAAUAAUUUGUAGGGAGAGUAAAAGGUUUCCUUUAAAAAACAACAACCUAAAGGUGAUGGUAGAAGUUUUUAAGUUGUAGAUUGCCUUUUUGUGUCUGUAAAUAGGUUGUCAGUUCUGUAAAAGUCAUGCAAGUAGCAUCUGAUAACUCAAUCCCAGACGACAAAUAAGAAAUGAACCAGAUUUCCUGGACUGUUAACAGUGGGAGGAUUCCUUCAAUUUAAAGACAGCUCCUUAUUGCUUGCUGUACUGCUGGAGAGCCAGAAAUAGAUAUAAUAGAACUAUUGUAUGCAGUAAUGUAUUUUUGAUGUGUCAAGAAAUAUAGAAACAAAGGGCAGUUUUACUAGGAGAUAUUUCUUAAAAUUAGCUUUCUCUGUAUUCACUCAGGGUAGUUAUUUAGCCUGGAUUAGAGACAAGGUUAUUAUCAGCAGUGUUUAUAUAUAUGCUAAUAAGGAAGUGUGUUUUGCAAACAAUGUUUUGCAGGCACCUGUACUGAAGUUAUUGUAUGCAUUUUAAUACUUGAGUCAUUUCAAAUGUUUAGUUGCAUUUUCUAAAUAUAUGUUGUACACUAGCAUUUUAAGUACCAGUACAUAUACUGUAACUUGGUUCCCUACUUUUACUGCUUCUAUUUUAAGGGGUUUUCUUUGAGAAGAGUAUUCUAUUUUGGUAAAAGGGAAAGCUAGACAUGGCUUUCUUGCCACGAGACAGACAAAAGCUUCAGUUUUACACAAACUUUGGAAAUUGCACGAUAUCCCCCCCCCCCCCGCCAGCUCGGUGAACUAAAGUUUGGCAGUUUAUACUGUGUCACUUUAAAUACAGUAGUAUUUCAGGGAUAAAGGGAACCACUCUUAGCAUUUGACAGCCAAUUCUGUUUUAUUGAUUGGCUGUGCUGAACAGAAUUAAUAGCAGUUGAAUGCAGCUAUUGCUUGUCAAGUUCUCAGUCUUGUAGUCCUUUCAUGAUAUGGGGUGUGUAUGCAUUUAGAGUCUUAGACUUUAGAGCUUACUGUUAACCACAGUUUUCCACAUAGUGAAAAAUUAUCCUCUGGUGUAUUACAAGUUAACAAAGGAGAGCCUUAUGGGACAGACAGGAUCUACAAAACAGUAUCCAGGUCUUGAUUAACUAGAACUUGCAUUUCUCCAUCCUGAAAAUGAGCAAAUCUGACAGUGAAAUCCUAAUGCAUGUUUACUUGGAAGUAAGUUUUGCUGUGUUCAGUUAAGCUUACUCCCUAGUAAGUGUGUUUAGGCUUGCGGUAUGAGAUACUAGUGUCGAUUGUUAUUUAAAUGGAUGAUGAAAAGCUAAUUUUGCUGUUAGUAGACUACUUAUUGGAAUCAUAUUGUUACAGCUUUUGAUUAGGCUAUGAUGUCUUGUUUACUCCAUGAAGCCAUAUCUAAAUAAGUGAGAAUGAUACAAUUAUGCAUUGUAAAUUAAUUGGAUCUGUUUCUUCUCUUUCAUAUGACAUUAUUUGCUAAUUAAACAGACAUAAUAACUAUUUUAAUAAAUGAUGUAUGGCAAUAUACAGGUCAGAUUUUGGAAUUUCAGAGAACAGAGGAAAUGGGCCACAUUGUCCCUAUGGCUUGUGUUUUCUAGGACAUCCAUACAGUAGAGCCAAUGUCCUUCUCUUCCAGGUUGUAUAUUAGAAAAGCUUUCUGAGUAGCUUACAGAAACAACCUUGGCAUACUUUAUUGGGUGGAUAGCCUAAGCGAAGUGAGGCUUCAAACCUAACCUACUUACCUGAGUACCUGGGAGUAAACCUCGUUGAAUGGAAUGAGACUUACUUUUGAGUAGACACUGCUAGGAUUGCAGCCUUAAUUACAAACUGUAGGUGCCUGCUUGGUCUGGUAUUGUUUGGAUAUUGGCUCGACAUACUCUAAAAUACAUUUCUUCUUGCCUUUACUUCCUCAUGAAAGCUUUUGCUUUUCAUUGCGAUAUUCACCAUUCCUUCAAGGUUUUAUUAAUACAAGUACAGUAUGCAUAGUUUUUGUUUCAUAACUUUUUGCCUUUCUAGCUUCUUAAAUCAAAAUUAUUUUCAUGAACAGCCCACAUCUCCUGAGCAGUGAUCCUUUUUUCAACUGAGUUCUGUUUGCUUCUUUUAGCAACAUGGCUUUCCUGCAUUAUUUGUAGUGUGAACUAAUCCUUGUUACUAUAUUCUUAAUUUAAUUGGUAAAUAAAAGGAUAAAAGGGGCUUAGUUUAAAUCUCAAAAGGCUCCCUGAAAUUCAAAUAGUUAUCCUUUACACUUAUAAUUCCCUGAACUCUGAAGCUUUGUACCUAUGCCAGAAAACUUUGACACCCUGCACAAUAGGAUUAGCUGAAUAUUUGUUGUGUACUCAAAUGGUUGUUGUCUUAUCUUAAACUAGGCAGUUUAAAGGUAAGACAUAGUAGGCUUCCCAAUCAAUUGAUCAGUUUCCCCCGAAAUGGAAAGAAUGCAAAAUUAAAUUCUUAGGAAAGUAUGUAGUAAUUCACAGAAGCUAGCAUAAUGGAUUUGCCAAUAAUAAAUCCCGGUAAACUAAUAUUAUCUCUAUCUUGUAUCACUUUACUAGGAAACUUAGCAGACACUGGGAAUUAUGUGGAUGCAGUUUAGCUUGAUUUCAGCAAAGCACUUGACAAAAGUUUUCUGUGAUAUUUUGGUUAGCACGUUGGUUCAGUGAAAGCUGCACAAUGGUACUGUCAGAUUCACAGCUGGUUGCAAAACAGUAUUUGAAGUGGAAAGGGAUCUCAACACAAUUGUUCCCAAGUGCCUUCUCAGACAGACACUAUGGAGCUUACAGAUCUCCAUAGUCUUCUGGGGAGCUGUGGGCAAUGAAACAGGAUGGACUAUGGUGUAGCACAAGUUGGGUAAAUCCUGAAACACAUAUGACUGAACACAGCUAAUGAGCAUACAGUUGUGGUUACUAUGUGGCAGUGAAGAGCUUCACCUCUGCCACCAUUGCAGCUUGCAGUAGGCAUCCAAAAGCUUAUACACACAGUGAAGGGGCCAUUUGUAUCUGUCCCGAUGAAGGAGAUGAUUGGAGGCAUUCUGUGACAAAUUUGCUAAGCACUUUGAAGAUAAAAUUGCUUGAAUCCAUACAGAAUUAGAUACUGUAGUUAGGACUAGUCUUGUGGAUGUGUCCAGAACACCAUCUGGUUAAGUUUUAUUGAAUCAGUUUCAGUUAUUAUGGCCUGAGGAUGUGGGCAAGCUUAAAGGGAUUCAGCCUACUGCAUGUCUCCUUUGCUAAUAAAAGCUAAUGUUGAGGGCUGAGAAGGUGCCAGUGGCUUUAAAAGAGGCACUUUCUUUAAACCUGUAGUUGUUGAAUAAAUACCGCUCCUUGGGCAAGGUGCUUAAGAAAUUGAUGGUGGUGCACCACCAAUUUCAAUCCCAUUCAGUCCUGUCUGAAUCAGGAGAAGUAGUGCAGGUGCUGACCUGAUAUUUCAAGGUGGUAAUGGGCUAGGUAUGGGUCAGUAAACUGAAUCCAGACAUAAUGGAGAUGCUAUGGGUGGGCUUUUAUGGGGUUUGGUAAGACAGCCUGUCCUGGAUGGGAUAGUCCCUUUAAGGAACAGGUCUGUAACCUGGGUAUGUGUACACUUCCGGAGUCAUCUUUGUCACUUGAAAGUCAGGUGGCUUCAUGAUUAGAAGUGAUUGUUCCCAGUUAUUGAUGGUUCACCAGACAUAGCCUUUCCUGGACAGAGAUAGCUCUGAUAGUUUUCGGAUUGGACUAUUAUAUUGCAAUACACUCUUAUGUGGAGUUGCCCUUCAGUGGUCUGGAAUUUGCAACUGGGGAGUGCCAAUGGUUGCUCACACCUGUUUUGAAAUACUUGCACUAGCUGCCAGUUGUCUUUCAGGUGCUUCUGAUGACAUUUAAAGCCCUGAAUGGCCUGGGUCCCAAAUAUCUGAAAAAACACCUCCUCCCAUACCCUGGUCUAUGAUUUGCAGAUCAAAUACUUUUGGUGGUUCCCAAACCUAAUGUGGUCCACGCUGCAGGUGCUUGUGGCAGGACAUUCUCUGAAGUGGAUCCACACCAAUGGAAUGAACUAUCCUUCCAUACCUCAGCCUUACUUGCUUUCCACUGGUAGUUGAAGAUGUACUUCUUUGUCUAGUGGAGCAGGGGUAGUGUUGAGAUUCACUGUAGAACUGGGUAUAAGGGGUUUUUUUGUUUGUUUUUUUGCUGUUGCUGCUGCCUGCAAUUUUUUACUGUAAAUUUAAUUGAUGAAUUUCAUUUUGUUUCUACAAUGUUAAGUUUGGGGCUAUUUUUUUUUUCUUAUACAUAUUCUGCUCUGGCAUCUUUGAGUGAAGGAGGUAUAUAAAUUACAUAUUGUUAGAAUAAGUUUAAAAUAAAUAGUAUUAUUAGAUAAGUACAAUUAAGGGGCAGGAGUCUCCUAACAAGCCUUAUCGGGGAAGUGCGAUGCAAGGACUUCCACAAAAGUGCUUUCCCCCGCACCAGAAUUAGCUUGGGGAGGGGCAUCGAGAGAACCUCCAGAACAGUUCAUGGGAGGAGGAUCAUUCUGUCUGCUAAGCUGAAUUGCUUGUGCAGAUGGAAUGUUUGUCAUAGGGCAAUGUUGAGUUCCACUCAGGGUUUUUUGACUCACCUCCAGCAUUCACUUUCAUAUCCACAUGGAAGUGUCCAGCAAAAAUAUUUUGACUGGUGUGUGGCAUGAUAAAUCCAGGCUGCUUCCAUCGGGAGCCAUAAAUAAAUUCUUAGAUCCACAGUAAUUUGCUAUCUACUCACGGGCAAAAUUGUUGGUGUUUGACAUGUCUGCUGGAGGUUUAUACACAUCUUUCUUUUAUGCGGUCUUGGGUUCCACAGAGACACAAAUUGUACAUUGGGCAUUUAGCAAGAAGCUGGUCCUGACUUUUGAAACUCCUGGCCGUGGGGUGGGGGGAUCUGAGAAAUCACAGGCCUAUUAGCUUAACAUCUGUUCCAUAAAACUUGGUGGAAAACAUUAUUAAAGAAGCAUAUAGAGGAAGAAGCCUUGCUGCAUAAGGACCAGUGUGGCUUCCACAAGGGCGCAUCCUGACUAACCUUUUAGAGUUCUUGGAGAGUCUUAAUAAGUAGUUAAUUUAAUUCUCAUCUGACCCAUGCCUGAUCUAUUGGCCUUUACAGUCUCUGGCCAUGGUUGAGGCAGAACUUGGGGACACCAGUUAAAGCUCAGAUUAACGUAAGGCAGAGAAUAGUUGGUUGGUAGGCCAUUUUGAAUAGGAGAAACUUGCUAGUUACUGUUGAAGUUGGUUCUCCUGUGGUCAUGCAUUCUUGGGUUAUGUCCCUGGCAUUUUAAUCUUCAGAUUGUAGUUUAGAGCAGCCACAGUCUUUCAAACAACUUUUGUGAGAAGGCUGAGACCUCUUUCAGAUUGCUACAUCUCAAUGGUUACUACAGUAGCAAACAUGGUUUUUUGUAUGCACAUCUGGUGGUGGAAGUUAAUGUAGAAUGUGGUGGCUGAGGUUUGCUGACAAAGUCAGCUUCUAUGACUCCAUUCCUCUACAUGCCAAAACUUAAGAUUUGAUUUACUGUAUCUCCCAUUUCUGUCCUCCAAUGUUUUCUGUUGCAUUUGCUUGGAGUACCAUUCUCCCCCAACAGCUUCGUGGGCCUUUCCUGUCUCUUGCAUUCACCUAUCAUUUUGUGUCAAAUUUCAUUUCCAUAAUUGUGUUGAAAUCAGCGAUGCCUUAUACAGACAACUACCGGUAAGUGUGGCAAUUGGCAAGACAACUAUAAAGAAGUUGACACACUGGGACCUGCAUGCAUUAUGAACUGCUAUCUACUUUUUCUUGCACUGCCAAAGAAAUAAUCUUUGUGUGACUGUGCUUUCUAUGAACCAAAAGCUCACAGCAAAAGUAUGUAGGAUGAAGUACUGAAACUUCUGCUAUCAGAAUUUUACCAGAAUUGUAGGUCAGGGGUCACCAACCUAAGGCCUAUGGGCCAGAAGCAGCCCGUGGAGGUCGUUUGACUGGUCCAUGAGCCGCCCCUGAACUAAGUUGCCCACUCGCGCGCUGUGAUAAACCAGUGUGGCAUGGGGACUCGCUUCCGCGGCGCCGGAAAUCGCAUCUGCGUACUCGCAGACUCCAAAAAUCACAUCUGUGCAGAACUAAAAAUCACAGGCGCGCGUGGAAGAUCCGGCCCACAGAGGGAUCUGCACAGGAAGAUAAACCUUGCUGACCCCUGUUGUAGGUGGACUGGGUAUUUAAUGAGUAGGGAUGAUACCAGAACCCUUUUGCUGGUUUUGUAGUAUCUUAACUUUUUUUUUUUUUUGCUUUAUGAUAAUAUUCUUUAUUAAAAUGCAAGGAAGAUAAGAAAUCCAAAUACUUCCUAUUUUAAGUCUCAUUUCUGUGAAGUGUAGGAAUGUGGGAAGCUGCUUUAUAUCAAGUCAGAUCCUUAAUCCAGCUGGCUUAGUAUUGUUGACAGUGACUGGCAGCCAUUCUCCAGAGUUUCAGACAGGAGCCCUUCCCAGUCCUAUCUGAAGACACGAGGGAUUGAACUUGGAAGCUUUUGCAUGCAAUGUUAGUUCCCCUGCUGCAAACCUAACCACAGUCACUUUGAUGGAGUGCAUACUGCCAAAUAAUCACAUAGCUUAAAGUAAGCUAGUAUUUUUGGCUAGCUUCUAUUUUUAAUUUUUAGUAAUGGUUUAACAAAUCUAAUUCAUCUCAAAUAUCGGGGGGAGGUGGGGAAGAAAGGAGCAUUGACUUCCAUAAUUGAAUGUUGUUGUGCUUUGUCCAGAUGUCUAAUGGAACUUAGAAGACGUGGGUUGACUGUAUCUGGACAUCUUGUGAUCUCUCUUUCUCUCCCCCCACUUCUCUUUCUGAAAGACUGUUGCAGAAUAGCUUUUGCACAUAAAUUCGUUAACAAAAUUCACUGUUACAGUUUUAUUGUGUGAUACUUAUCCAUCCAUCCAGGGGUCUGCCUACUUUUUACAUAUCCAGAAACUGUAGAAAGUACACUUGUAGAGGAUGGAGAAAAAUGAAAAAUAAUCAAAGCAGAGAUGUAGAAAUUUUCUGACUACAGACACCUAUACUGCAGUUAUAUCAUGUUCUAUUGUUGCUCUGGUUUUAAAAGUUUCACACAUUGCCAAUUGAUCUGUUUAAACAUAUCAUAUUUCUACUAGAGAUAAAUUUGAUUUGUGAUGAGAAAAAAAGUUGUGUUUAUAAAACUGGAAUAUACAAAAUGGAAUAAUUGAACUUGAAAUAAAUUUUGAUGAACUAUUGCUAGCUUGGCAGGGAAACUAGAUGUUACUGCAGCUAACAUUUGUGUCAGAACCCAUGUAACUUAUUUCCCUGUUUAAAAAUGUAGGGGUGUUGAAAGUAAAGCAUGGGUGGGGGAAUAGUGCUGAAACUUCCACUCAUGUUUUGUUCUCCAUGCUCACAGUAUGGUUCUUUGAAGAGAACUAACACCCACCUGUAGGGGAAGAAGCAAUUUUUUUAGGGGGGGGAGUAUAUAUGUUGAAAGGGUUCAGGACAUCCUCUUUCUGUUUGCAUGCUUGCUUGUUUUAAAUUGUACACUUCUUCACUCUAGGAAAUUAAUACAACCCACUUUAUGAUGCAUACUUUUGCCAUCAUAAUCCCCUUAUAAAGGUGCAUAUCCACUUUAAAUCCAUAGCUACAUUGUUAAGUUCUUCGUUUGUGAUGCAGUUAAUCACGGUCAACAUUUCAAUAUGAAAUAAUAAUUCUAUGGGGUUUCCUAAUUGUGUUUUUAGCCGUAUGAGUAACAACUUUACUGUACCUUGUUAAAGGUUCCUCCUUGUGAUAUCAGCUAGUAUUAAGAUUAGGUGUCCUAAAAGUAAGAUGCCUCUUUCAUAUUAGGGGUAAGAACCAGAAAAUCUGACCUGCAAAAGUUGAUAGUCCAUGCCUGAGAAAUUUUUUGGAUUGCAUUUUUCAAGACCUGUUCUUUCUCUUCAUUAAUUUAAUUUCAGAACUGUAAUUAAAUUGUAACUAUAUCUCUUCAGUUCUAUAGAGUUGAGGUUGUUUCUCAACGUUUGAUUGACUCUUUGUAGUUCUUUUGCAUGCACCACACUGCACAAUUCAGUAGUUCUGUUAUUAUGGCAUUUUGUAGCAUGGAGUGAAGCAUAUUGAAGAGAAAGGAAUUCAUAAAAAGAUGAGCUGUGUUUGAAUAGAAUGUUGGGAUGAAGUGGAAGUCCUACAUUCUCUCAUUACCACACUGGAAGGCAUUGCUGUGGAUUCUGAUUUCACAAAAAGCCUGACUCUUGAUGUACAUUUAGCUACUGAUAUCAGCAAAUACUAUUGAAUGGGACACAGAACACCUGUUAAAACAUUUCUCUUUUUUAGCCGGCCCUCUGUUUUUCUCAUAUAGUAUUUAGAAACUUCUGCUAAGUGGUGGCAGUCUAGACUUCUGUUUGGUAUUCCCACACAGAUUAUAUUCUUAAUUGUGGUGAGAAAUACCUUUUGUUUUCAGUUGCAUUUUUACACUUUUCUGCAGUUUUGCAGAAAAUGGGACAAUUCACUUAAACUUGAAGGCAACUAUCUUUCCAUUAUCGCUGUAAAACAGAUAACAUGCGGUUCAUUAAGGCUUCACCGUGAGAACUGUGCUUAGUUUCCAAGCAUAGUGAAAAGCUCAUUUGCUGAACCUCAUUUCUUUGGAUGCUCCCAAGUUCUGAAAAUUCAUAGUGGUCAUUUAUGGUUAGAUGUUUGCCUUUAGGACUUCAUCUGUCUGGGAAGCAAUAGUAUGAAGACCAGUGUGCUGCUACUGUCUAUGAAGAUGUCAUUGGGAGACAUUUUAAGCUUUAGUCUGCAGAUUAAAAAUUGUUGCCUAAUCUGUGGGGUUGACACUAAGCAAAAACUCGGGGAUUCAGGAUUCUGGAAGGUCUGUCACCUUUCUAGCUGCACAGAAAUGCUUGCUUCCUCAUCCCUGAAUCACAUUUAACUGUGCUCGUUUGUAAUCUAUGUAUAUACAGUUUGUAAAAUCUGGACCGUCCACAGUACUGAUGGAAUUUGAAUUUAUUCCUUUGUGAAGUGAUUGUAGUUGGGAAUAUUCUAUACAUUAGAUUACUAAAUUGAUAUUUUUCUAAUGGGUGUUUACUUCAAAAGUUAAUAGAUAGAUUGAUAGAAGUGAUCUCAUGUUGCCUGAAUACCCUCGAAGGCAUUUAUGAAAUAUAAUGUACACAUUUAUUUAAAUUCAAUUAAAAGCCAGGUUAUCAAAAUAUUGUUUUUAUUACUAAAGUGAAGGAUGUAAAUUAAGUUUAUAGUAUUGUGUCAUUUGCAUAAAUUAUUCCCUUUUGCGGAUAUUGAGCUACUUUGGUGCAAGAAUUGAGUUUUUAGCAUAGAAUCAAAGAACCUGGCCCUAAUCCAAGGAAAUUUAGUGACACUUGUAAGUCUCAGUAGGUCAACCUAGCAAUGACUCAUCUCUUAUUUUUCAUGUUGGCUAAUUGGGAAAAGAAUAAUUAUUAUAGAAGAAGACUAAAUAUAACCAAAUGUAGAAUAGAUAGCUGAAGCAGCCAACACACACUGAUAUACACUUUCUCAGCUAAAGGACAUUCAAUUAUGCUUACCAGUAACUGUGAACCAGAUGUGGUUAAAGCUGGUAAAUACCUGGGGGUGGGUGAUUGCAUUGUGUGAUUAGCUGACUUUGUGUUUCCAAGAGAAAUUAUCUAGUGCUAGGGAAGGAGAGGGAGACUAAGAUAAUGAGUAUAAUGUCAACAAAGAAUUAUCUGAAGACAUUGGAAGGACACUUCUCGCAUGGAGGCUGAAUUAAUAACAAGCUUAAGUCAUGACAGUGUAAUAGAAAAAUAAAUUGGAUCAUAAAGUCAUAUUGUGUGGAAGCUACUUAACUGCAUUCACAUGUGUGAUUAGGUGUUGGAAAGUUGGCAGCAAUUUGCUGCUUGUGCAUGUACUCUUAUUCCUAAGAAGUAUACAGAAUAGAUAAUAACUUCAGCAGAUAAUGCAUUUUAGUCAGACUUUCUUAUACAAUGGUCCACCAGUGGGGUUCUGCUGUUGUGCAGGAAUUUCUGUUUCCUAUGCUCCCCCUGUGUGCCCCUAAUAUCUCCUCAGCUGAUUUUGAGAGCAUGUGGGAACUGAAGUUCUGUUGCGUGCAUGGGAGUCUGUUGUGCCAGUGGAGCUGCUGCAUUGGAAUAUGGCCCACAUAAUUUUUUUUAUUUUUUAUUUACUAUGGACAUGGUUUUGGCUAGAGAUUUCUGUAGACAGUUUAUCCAAAAGUUUAAAAUCUACAAGGCAUAGUACAGGUAGGAAAAGGAGAAUGUAAAAUUUCAUUGAAGGAAAUUUAUUAGAAUGGGUGCAUUUUAGUAGCUUUUUAAAACAAUGGAAAAGUAUAAACAGCAGAUAUCUACUGAGCACAGAAAGUACAUGGUAUAAAUGGUUCUGUAAGUAACUUGAUGAUAAAUUUAAAAGAAAAUGGAUUGACCAGUGUCUUAUAAAGCUAUAAUUAAUCUGUACACUCCAACCUUUUGGGGCUGAUGAACACAUCUGGAAUUUUGAAGUGCUGUGGGCACCAGUCAGAAAUGGCAGCUGUGAGUGCAUGGUACAACACAAAAUGGCUGCCACAUCUAAAAGAGUAGGAAAAGAGAUAGGAUCACAAAAAGUGGGCUUACUCCCAUCAGCCCCCUCCAAAUCAGCCACUUUGCUUUCAUGCAUUUCCUUUUCAUUGGGAUGGUUUUCGUUGCUGCCUCCUGUAUGAUGUUACGAGCCUCCAUCCAUAGUUCUUAAGGCACUCUGUCCACCAAAUCUAAAUCCUUAAACCUGUUCCUCACUUCCACUGUGUAUUCAUAAGGGAUUUGAUUUAGAUUGUAUCUUACCAGCCCAGUGGUUUUUCCUACUUUCUUCAGUUUAAGCUUGAAUUUUGCUAUAAGAAGCUGAUGAUCUGAGCCACAGUCAGCUCCAGGUCUUGUUUUUGCUGACUGUAUAGAGCUUCUCCAUCUUUGGCUGCAGAGAAUAUAAUCAGUCUGAUUUCGAUGCUGCCCAUCUGGUGAUAUCCGUGUGUAGAGUCGUCUCUUGUGUUGUUGGAAAAGAGUGUUUGUGAUGACCGGUUUGUUCUCUUGGCAGAACUCUAUUAGCCUUUGCCCUGCUUCGUUUUGAACUCUUCAUUUAAUUCUGACAUCUGCCUGGUUUUCUCUCCCUUCCCAACAAUCACUGUAAUCUGUGGGCGCUGACCACCCUUAGCCCUAGCUGAGGUUGACGUGAAUUCAGCUGUUUCUCGCGCAGGAUCUAGUAACUUCUUUCCUGAGGAGUUUCUGCUAUAGGAUGCUUUGCCUCUACAAACAUAAUUAUCAACACUAGCUUGCUAGGAUCUUAAAAUUUGAUACCUUAACACAGGAAGCUUAUCUCAGUCUCUUUUUCUCUGUAGUUGUGGUAAAUACGUCAUACUUUCUCUUGAUUAGUUUUGAAAGGUUAAUAUCCUGGCAUGCUAUCUUGAAAGCUUCAAGAAUAUUCAAAGCUAUUGAAUAUUGAUGGUCCAAGUUUACAUAUUCAGUGCAGGCUAUUCUCUUGGGCCAAGCCAGAUAGGACCUCAAGUGCUUCUUUAUAUUUAAUGUGCAGGUUUUUAAAAGCACAAAUAGCAUUAGUUGAAGGGGUAAUAAUUAUUGUGUUUACAGCAAGCUGAUAGGGGGAAUUUAACUCUUUAUUCCCUUGCUGUGUGCCUGAGAAAGUCCAUUAUCUGAAGCUGGUAUUUGCAUGGCCAGAAAAUCCCCCCAUUGCUGCUAAAAUGAGGGAUUUUCCUGAGGAUUUCAGCAGGGGAAGAAUGGGUUAAAUCAUUCCUCCCAGCUGCUGUAAUCUCAAUAAUUACCAACUCCCCCCACCUGACAAUAGCAUUUCUAAAAACCUGCCUAUUAAAUGCAAAUCCAAUAUUAAAGUCAAGCAAUAAACUCUCUGUUCUAAGUAUAAUGCCUUAAUUAUUGUUGUCUUCAAACUUGGAAAGAUAGCUAAAUGCCUCUCUGAAUUUUUGUGGUGAUUUAAAUAGUAUGACAGCCCCUUUAAUGUGGUAAUGCCUCUAUUUCUCCCUUACAGACCUGUGUGGAAGCAGUAGCACAAAUAUUUCUAAAUGAAUAAUCGAAAGGAAGACAUGGAAAUUGCCUCCCAUUAUCGUCAUCUCCUUCAAGAACUCAAUGAACAAAGACAGCAUGGCAUCCUCUGUGAUGUUUGCAUUAUAGUGGAGGGAAAGAUUUUCAAGGCUCACAAAAACAUUUUACUUGGGAGCAGUCGCUACUUCAAGACACUGUACUGCCAGGUGCAGAAGACUUCUGACCAGGCAACGGUCACUCAUUUAGAUAUUGUAACAGCCCAGGGGUUUAAAGCAAUCAUUGACUUCAUGUACUCUGCACACCUUGCAUUGACCAGCAGGAAUGUUAUUGAGGUGAUGUCAGCUGCUAGCUAUCUCCAGAUGACUGAUAUUGUUCAAGCUUGUCACAAUUUCAUAAAGGCUGCUCUUGACAUAAGCAUUAAGUCUGAUGCAUCAGAUGAUUUUAUUGAUUAUGAACUUGGAGCAACCUCCAGCAGUAGUACAGAUGCUUUGAUUUCAGCAGUGGUGGCUGGUAGGAGCAUAUCUCCCUGGCUAGCUCGGCGGACAAGUCCUGCAAACUCCUCUGGUGAUUCAGCCAUUGCUAGUUGUCAUGAAGGAGGAAGCACAUAUGGAAAAGAGGAUCAAGAACAAAAAAUGGAUAGUCAUGAUGACAUUUCAUCCCAAUCUCUGUGGUCUAGUGAUAUGGGGUAUGGAUCCUUGCGUAUCAAAGAGGAACAGAGCUCUCCAUCUCAUUAUGGAGGAAAUGAGUUGCAGUCUGCCAAAGAUAGUACAAUGCAGAAUACUUUUUCAGAACAAGGCGCUGCAGAUGGAUGGCAGCCUACUGGGCGCAGAAAGAACAGAAAAAACAAAGAUACUGUGCGCCAUAUUACACAGCAACUGGGAGAUGACAGCAGAACAAGCUCUCCAGUACCACCUUUUCUAUCUGCCCAAGGAUGGCCAUACAGUAGUCGUGAAACAAGUAAGAUUUUUUUUUUCCUGUCUCUGUAGAAUCAUAUCAUGUAAUAUGUAUAAUCAUUCAUGUGAAUGCAUAAUCAUUUGUGGCAUACUAGUUAAAAGGCCAUAAACUUUAAUGGUUCGAUUACUUGUAUAGUAGUGUAAAGGAUAUGUCUUGCUUUUCACUUGAGAUCCAGCUCCGAGGGCCUUCUGGCAGUUCCCUCAUUGCAAGAAGUGAGAGUACAGGGAACCAGACAGGGGGCCUUCUCGGUAGCCGCACCCGCCCUGUGGAAUGCUCUCCCAUCAGAUGCUAAGUAAAUAACAACUAUUUUACUUUUAGAAGACAUCUGAAGGCAGCCCCUCCCAAGCUGCUAUAUAUCUCAAUGCCAGUAACUGAAUUUAUUAAUGAAAACUUGUGAAAAAUAAUUAUAUUAGGCCUUAAAUAGGUAAAUUAACAAGAGAAACACAAAUAUUUCUGUACCAGAAAAAAAAGCUUUUAAAAGCUGCAUAACAUGUUCUCAGAAGUAGCAGUGGUACGAAGUAUCUUUGAAAAUGGAAAUCCAUUUAUGUAAAAUAACGAACACAUUUCCUGUUAUAUAAUAGUCAACAUCUCAGUUUCUUGAAGAUUUUAUUCAAAUUCUGUGUAUUGUACUUGUGUCUUUUUAUGCAGCAGUGCCAUCUUGGGAAACUUUCAAGCUUAAAAAUGUUGUUUCAUAUACAACGUGAAGCAUAACCAUGUAAAUUAUGUGUUACAUGUUUUCCUGUGGCUUUACACUGGCUCUUAGAAAAUAAAAUGAUUACUUACCGGAAUGCUUUCUUCCAGUCUGAAUUUUGAAGAAGGUAGAUGUAACCCCUUUGGUAACUGUCCAGGGUUGUGUGUAGGGCCUCCAUUACUGCCCAAAUCAGUCACAUCAAAGCACGGCAUACCUACAGUGGAAUUACUGACUGUGUUGUCAGUUAACCUUGGAAUAUCAGCUCAGUUCAAAUUUUAGGUCUCUGUCAGCCUCCUUCAGUCUUGGUGGUUGACGAAAAACAGCCAGUCAGCUGCAGCAGUUUACAUUAAGGAAGUACAGUAUGAGACUGUUUCCAAGCUCAGUGUGUAUUAGCUUUUAGUCCAUCACUGCAACCAGAUGUAAGGCAAGCCUAUGUGGUAGCAUGCUAUAAACUAAUUCACACUGAGCAUUGCACACACCAGCAGUUGACAGACGACUACCUGCAUACGUACUUUUGGGGCUAGAACUCUGUGUUGUAUAAUGACAGUCUGCACUGUAAGUGGUGCAAUAUAUGGAGCACCAGUUAAAGAUUCAAUAAAAAAUCCUACCAUUUUGCAGUUUUGAUCCUGUUUGAAUAGAUUUCAUACAGAUUAAUCUAAAAGCCACAGAAGGGUUAUCUCUUAAUUAGGAUGAACCACAAUUUCAUAAAAUGUGGGUGAUAGACUCCCACAGUGACGUUACUGCUAUUUCCCUCUCAUACAGUUCUUACCCAAAUAGUCUCAACCUACCUUUCAUGCUUCAGAUCAUGGCUUUCCUCACUGGUGUACACAUCUUUUACAUAUAAUGCUCCUCCUCCUUGAGGAGAUUUCACCCCUCCCAUAUCCAAGAAUCUCCUGAGGAGUCUGCUGAUUCUCCAGAGAGGAGGAGGCGUGUUCUGCUCUCUACUUAUUCUGCUCCAGCACCAGAGUCAGUCAGUCAGUCAGUCAGUGUCGGAGAGAGAGAGAGAGAGAGAGACUGAGUGUUAGAGAUCGUGUGUAGAGAUAAGGUUGCUGCUAAGAGCAGCUGCAGACACUCAGUGCAGUGCAGCAUUCAUUUAUGCUUAGACCUAUUUAGCUCUGUAUAUAGUUGUAUAAUAGUUGUAGAUAGAAUAAAGAAGAUAUUCUACAGAGCUGCUCUCCGAGUUGUUUAUAUGCUCUGCUAGACUCUUCUGUACUCUGCUGUGCGACGACUGUCUUCUUGUGGGAGUGAAUCCGGUGCUCACAACUCUAAGCUGUGAGUCCACAGCACUUUGACCUGUUCCUGUGCACAAGGUGGUCUCUGGAAGUGCUACCCAGCUCGCCUAGCCCAGUCGGGGCUGAAGUGGAUGAGUCCAGUUGGUGGCACUGGCUCAAGGGCGAUGCUGACACUCCUCUCUUCCUGUUUGGUCUAUUGCUUUUGAAUAGGUUAUGCCCCUCAAUUACUGCUUUCCCAGUCAUGAGUCUCAUUCCACCACGUUUCAACAAUGCCUUUUAUAUCAUUUUUACCAUCCUGUAUUAAGAGCUCAAGUUCAUCUUAUUUCUCGUGCUCUGUGCAUUAGUAUAGAGACAACUGAACAUCAUUCUUGGGGAUAUAUGAGUAAGGAUAAUGUUAGUUGCUGUUAUUGUUGUUACUUCUCCGUGAUUAUUUUAACUGGCCUAUAUUUUUUAAUUUGUUUUUUAUUGGUGGGUACCUUUGGUGGUUCUACCUUUGUUAUAUCAGUUUAGAUUGGUGCUUUAUUAUGGUGUAAGCUUCCUUCAAGGAGCUGGGCCCCAAAAGGCAACCAUAUAAAAAUAUAUACAUAAAUUAAGAAGCACGGAAAAAUACAUUGUUUUCAUUGGUCUCCUUAACAAAAUUUGUAAGCCAAUGCAUAGUGCAGAUUUUCUUCAUAUCAGUAGUUGAGAAUCAAAUGAAGGAUUUAGCUGGCUUAUUUUUAAUCUUUUCAGUCUGCUUUUCAGUGCUAAUAUAGGCAGAAAACUAUCUUUCUAAAUUAUUGAUAUGCAUGAAAACAAGGAUUUUUUUGAAUUGCUGAAAGAGUAGCAUUAUUAUUUUUUUCCUAUUGGGUCAUUCACAUAUAUUAGGGAUAUAGUUUUAUAGGAUUAAGUAAAUACAAAACCACUGGGCUGUAGGAUUUUGUGGUAUUAAAGUCUGGCACUGUAGAGGUCAAUUACCUUCACAGGAAGAAUGGGAACAGUUGAAAUCUGAAGAAGUGUGCAUGCACACAAAAGCUUAUACCCAGAACAAACUUAGUUGGUCUCUAAGGUGCUACUGGACAAUUUUUUAUUUAUUUCAACUGCGUCAGACCAAAACAGCUACCUACCUGAAAGUUUAAAUAUAGUUGUGUGUUAACUAUUCUGCUUUUUUCUGGCAUGUUCCUUUCUUUCCUUUCCUUUGAAUACUCAAACAUUACCUAAUCUAUGUAUUAUUAAAAAGAAAGUAGAUUGCUUUGGUAAUUGACAUCUACAAACACUCCCACCUGCACCUUUUUUGAAAUGUUUUUGUAUCUAUAAGCUUUUGCAAUGUUGAUUUUCAGAUGACAUUAGAUGGUAUCUGACUAAGUCAUCACAGGAGCAGAUCUACUGAAAUCAGAGGACGUCACUUGAUUUCAAUGCCCUGUUCAGCAUGUGACUUAGUUAAACAUCACCCAGGAAGUCUGUGAUUGUUAAUCCACGAAAAGGAAGACCCUGCUUUGGUGUGCCCAUAGAUGGAAGUUCAUAUACACGCUGUGUUCCUAGCUGGGCUUCCUGGGCAGAUUUUAAUGUGGAUGCAGAUGUUCCUUUUGAGCAGGGAUUGUGGUUUUACUUUGUUGUCCUGUCACACUGGUAGUAUUCAAGGAAGAGUAAUGUGAACUGGGCUCUAAAGGAAACAAAAAUGUAGUAGAACUAGUCAGGACAGAAAACAUACUUUAUUUCAGAUAAUAAGGUUUAUUGAAGUAAACAUUUUGUUAGUUUAUUUUUAAAAAUCAAGCCCUGCACAGGACUGUAUUUUAGUAUAAUGCAGUUGGCUAAUUCUUACCACACAAACAGAAUGCUCCUCUGAAUGCCCUUGUCAUAUGGAUGAUACAUUGGUGAUAUUAUCAAGGGAACAUUCUUGGGGCUGAUUCGGAUGUUAUUUAAAGGUUUAUUAACCCACUACAUGGCUGUCCCUUCCACAUACCGAGCCAAAUGUGCAAAGCAACAUUCUGCCUCCCUCCACUCUGCUGCACACAUAGGCCAGAGUGAAAUCUCUUGUAUAUUACACUAUUCUCUUUUUAGUUUAGUUUAAGUUUAUAUUGCAGUAUUAAUUUUUGUUUUUAAUUUGAUGGCACUAAGCAGAAAUAUAAUUUUCAGAAUGGCCCAUCUUAAAAAGAGAGCUUUAUUUUAAGGUUAUUAAAUCUGAGUUUCCAGUUAAUAACUGCCCUGACUCCUUACAGUACCAGAUGGAGGAGGGUUUUCAAUUCGUAUUCCUGCCAUGUCUCAGGUACAGCUCCCACAAUUUAAUUAAGUUUUUCAUUUAUCUGAGUCAACUUCUAUCAGCAUUGUAUCAUAGUUCAUGGACUUGCCCUUCUUCAUAUUGCAGCGGUAAAUUUAAUCUUGGACAGUACAGUUCUUGGUUCAUCAGCUCCAUGAUGUGGGUGUGGAAGAAGAAUGCUGAGGCAGGAUAACUAAAAACAUUUUUUCUGCCCAACCACCAUGAUAGGUUGCUGUUUACUAUGUACUUGAAAACUGUUUGCCUUCUACCUGCUAAGAAAGGAGGUUGGGAGAAUAGUAGUGGGGUGGUUCAGGGAUUAUUGAAUGAAACUGAUUUCUUAGAUCUGGAAUGUGAAAUCUCAGGCCUAGAGGCCUCUCUGUUUUGCCCUCAGGAUUCUCCUUAGGCUAUGCCCCUCUAUAGGCCACACUUUGAUUGAGUGCUUUUGUCUGGUUCAGUGUGUUUGUGAACUGUGAUAAUGCCUCUUGGAUACCUGGGAGGAGGGUGGAUAUGUGGUAUAUGUGUAUGUGUAGAAGCCUCAAACUUUUGCAUAGCUGGAAUGGAAUCUCUUGUAAAAAGGUAGGAUUCUCAUCCAUUGCUCAGCCCAUUUUUGCAUCUGAUCCUGCCUACCACUGCUAUGUGGAUCUUAGAAGGUAGGCCAUGAGAGCAUAUGGAUCUUGGGCUGAACGAGGUUCUGCUUCCCUAACCUAGAUCCUUUAAAAAAUCUGGGUCUGGAUUCAGUUAGCCUGGCGCACUCGUGGCAACCAGUACAAGGACUCCUGCUAGUGCAAGGGGGGCUCUCCCCCCCCCCCAUUACGCCACCACAGCUCCCCCAAAUCCUUUCUGGAUGGUUAGGAGACUCAGAACUGUGCUUGGAGGGAGGAGCAGAAUUGUUCCAUUUGGCAAGUAGAAAUGCAUUAAUUAACAGAACAAUCAGAAGACCAUGAUGUGAUGUUGGAGUCCUCCCCUGUUUCCCAGCCUGGUUCUAGGGCUGAGGUGGCCUUGCUUUCCUGCUGAAUGACUGUCACCUCUUGGAACCAGAGCAGGCAAGAGUUUUGUUAGACCUCAGUGACUUUUGGUAAUAUUGAAUAUGAUGUUAUUCUGGUCUGUGUGAUAGAUACAGGGCUUGCCAACAAUGUUUUAUGUUGGUUCUGAUCUCUUUUUUUAGGAUACAGUGGUGGUGACAAGCUUCUUCUUGUCUCCAUGGCAUGCAGUUUGCAGGGUUCCAAUUUGUUCCAAUGCUGUUAUAAUCUACAUGAAAACACUAGGAAACUUUGUCUGGAGAUUUGAGCUGGGCAGUCAUUAGGUGUGCUGAUUACAUCCAGCUUCUUCUGCUUCUAGGAAAGAUGUUGAGAUCCUGACUCAUUUUCUAGGUGAUUGUAGGAUGAGACCUGACGAUAGAUCAUGCGACUCUUAACCUCCGGUUUUUGGGUUUGAGCCCCAAGUUGGGCAAAAGAUUCCUGCACUGGAGGGGGUUAAAUCAGAUGACCCUCAUGGUCCCUUCCAACUCUACAGUUCUAUGAUUCUAUGAAACUAAUAAAGUGAAACAUAAAUCGGAUGAGAUGGGUAUUCUGUUGGUUAGUAAACUUGAUGAUGUCAAAAUUGUCAAAAUCAGAUGACCAUGAGGGUCAUCUGAUUUAACCCCCUCCAGUGCAGGAAUCUCUUGCCCAACUUGGGGCUCAAACCCAAAAACCUGAGAUUAAGAGUCGCAUGAUCUACCAACUGAACUAUUGUCACGUCUCAUCCAGGCUCUUCUGAAUGAGAUUGUGCUGAACGAGGUGUGUGUGUAGCUUGGGAGUGCUUCCAAAUCUGACAUUACUCCUGGAUAUCUCUAAGGUGACUGUGGCCAGGAUUGUAGGCAAAGCUUUGGCUACAUCCAGAGUAUAAUCUUACAAACUCACCAUUGUACAACUUCACUGUCUCGCAGUUUGUUUCCAGGCCCAGUUCGCAGUACUAUCUUCUUUGCCCUUGAAGCUGUUUGGGGCUAAGAUAACAUUUCUAAAAGAUCACCACCUCUCAUUUGAGCCCACCCACCUUCACAGUUAUCAGGGGAGACUUGUUUUUUGUUCCUUCUAUAUCUGAUGUGUGACCAGUGGUAGGUGGCAGCACUCAAACUGCCCAGGAGUCUUGAUUAAUCUCCACUCUAUCUGCAAGGCUAAAACAAUUACCGUAUUUUUUGCACCAUAACACUCACUUUUUUCCUCCUUAAAAGUAAGGGGAAAUGUCUGUGCGUGUUACGGAGGGAAUGCCUACGGGUGGCAUGCCUACGGAUUUUCCUCCUCUAAAAACUAUGUGCGUGUUAUGGUCAGGUGCGUGUUAUAGAGUGAAAAAUACGGUAUGUGGGUGUAUAUUUUGCAUUAGAACAAUUGUGUGGGUGUACUGGUUCUUGGGGAAUCUGAUCAAUAUCUGCUCUGGUAUCUUACAACUGUUUAGAAGAUUGCUUUUGGUUUUUCUUUCAGAUUAUUUUGGUGGUGAUUUAUUUUUUCCCCCAGAGAGAAGUAGUGUAUAGAUAUUUAAAUAAAAUAAAUGAAUAGGGCAAGAUGGGUCUAAAACAAGCUUUCUGAGGCUUCACUAUAUUCCGUGCAUAGUUUGUUGAGACAUGCACACCGUUUGAAGCAUGUACUAGUCCGUUGUACAGUGGUACCUCAGGUUACAUAUGCUUCAGGUUAGAGACUCCGCUAACCCAGAAAUAGUACCUCAGGUUAAGAACUUUGCUUCAGGAUGAAAACAGGAAUUAUGCUGCGGCGGCAGCGGAAGGCACCAUUAGCUAAAGUGUUGCUUCAGGUUAAGAACAGUUUCAGGUUAAGAACAGACCUCCGGAACGAAUUAAGUACUUAACCCGAGGUACCACUGUAUUCAUAAUGUUGUGAAGUUGCAAUAUGCUGUUGGAAUAAUUGCAACUGAGCAAGUAUAAAGGAGGCAUUAAGGUUCUGUUUGUCCGUAAUGAUAUUGCACUAUUGAGUGUGGUAUAGAGUGUCUUCAGCAGCAGCCACAUUUCCCCAGAUGUUACUGCUACUAUUUUAACAGCAAGAGAGUUUAUUUUGCAAAAUGAGUGCAUAACUUUGCAAAAGUGUGUACUGCACAAAUAUAGCAACAGUUGUAUUAUAGCAUCAGAUGAAGGUAUCAAAAAACUGGGGAAAAGACAAAGUAAUCUCAGCUCCUUCAUUUUAAGCAGGCUUAUUGAUUCUGAUGCUGUGGAAUGAUGGAUGGAGGAAGUGCUACAAAUGUACAUAUGGCUGAGAGGACUCUAUUGUGAUAUGUUUACUAAUGUUGGGUUUUUCUUCCACUUAGGUGUGGAUCUGACAGGGGCAGAAUCCAGCAACUCUGACAGCCGAAUAGAGAGAGUGGACCUUUAUGCAAAUGUCGAGGAAGCACUCCUAGGAGGUGAAGCUGGUUAUCUCUCUCAGCCUCUUACUCCAGAGAAGGAAGAUGCGCUCCAGGCUGUAGCAGUUGCUAAUCUGCGGGCAGCCCUUAUGAGCAAAAACAGCUUGUUGUCCCUGAAAGCUGACAUGCUGGGAGAGGAAAGUUCUCUGCUGUUCGAAUACUUACCCAAAGGCACACAUUCACUGUCUUGUAAGUUGCUGUUCCUUUGUACACUACUUAAAAGUUAAAAGCAUUCAUAAAGGAGUUAUUUAAAAAAAACAGUUCUAGUCACUCUUAUUUUAUAUCCUUGUAUGGUGCAUCCCAAAGUAAUGCAAACUCAAUUAUUUUGAGUGCUAUGCAUGUAGAGUCUUAACAAGGUGAUACUUGGGCCUAGCUCCCACAAACAGCAGAUAAGUGGAAAACCUAUGUCUUAAUUAUACCAUUUCAUAUUGCAGAUGAUGGGCUUGCACAGUUAAGUGUUGCUCCAUACAGAAAAAUACCCUGCGUGUAGAAGAGUUAUAGCCUUGCCUUCCUCCUGAAAUAUUAGCUUUCUAUUCUUAGGUAUCUUUUUCAUGUGAGGCAGAGUAAUUCAGUCAUGCAAGAUUGUGAUCUGAAAAGGUAGCUAGACACAGGUUUUUACUAUGUUACCAGCAGAUUUAUGACAGGUGGCCCUUGGUCUGUCGAAAGUUGCUGGUCAGAUAGUGGCAUUUGUAAGUAGAUUAUAAUUGGAAUCUGUUCCCUAUCAGCCUCAUGAAGGGUAAUCUGAAAUUGACAAGCAUAUAUACACAUGAUUUGUAGAGGGGUGAGGUGAGAGGAAAGUGAAAUGCAAGAAGAAGAAAUAGAAAGCAGAACAGUUGAAAGCAGAACCUGAAAGCAAAACAGACAAUAAGGCAACAUUGGUGAAGAAUUGGUAAGCUAAUUCACACAUCCCACUGGAGUUUUCUUUAGCUCCCUUGUUGAAGUAUGGCCCCCUUAAGAUCACUUAGAGUGCUCUGAUUGAUUGAAAUCUAUUAAAUUUGGGGUAUUAACAUUCUGAACACAGUUAUGUCCACUUAUUUGUUUUGUGUAGCCACUGAUCUACAUAGAAUGCAGAAGGGCAGUGCUGACAACAAAUGACAUAUAUUAAAGCUUGUGCCUUAAUAAAUUUGUAGUGGUUAAGGUGCCACAAGACUGUUUGUUUUUACUUAAUAAUGUGAAUCCAUAAUCUAGGCUAUGAAUCUAGGAUGGUUGGCAGUUUUUAUUGGUGUGUUGCUGCUCAUCUUGUUAGCCAAUCAAAUGCAUACUUGUUUACCAAGCAGAUAGGAAAAGGCAUCCCUUUUUAAAGCCUUGCUCCAUAAUACUCUUGAUAUGGGAUCAAAAACUAACAGAUGGGGCUAAAGACACAAUUAAGAUGAUUGUGUGUUCAGUAUUUCCUAAAUGACAGAAACAUAAGGUCUUAAGUAAACAUCAUUUAAUUUCUUUCACUAUGGUACAAGUUUGGAGGUGGCAAAGAAGAUAGUAUGUGUGGGCCAAAAACACAGCGUGUUUGUUAUCCAGCUAAAUCACACUCAGUCAUGAAACAACUUCACUGUAUUGAUUGUAUAGUUGUGCUCCCUGAAUUUCACUUCUACUGAAUACCAUGUUCUGCCAUUACCAGGAGGAAUGGGGAGAGAGAUGAGGUAACCUAAAUGGGAUAUCAAAUGCAACUAAGCUACUAAGCCCCCCACCAAUAUAUAUUCAGCAGGAACUGUUGCCUAGCACAAAUAGGGUAAAACUGUCAGUUUUUGUUUUGUAGCUUUGAGACUACCGUAUGGCAGGCAGAAUAACACUGUGUGAUUCGUGUCAUUUGAAGUGUUUCUCAAGUGUUUAUUGCAUUGUAGAUUCAUCGAGUAUGCUGAGCAACUUUUUAUUUGUAUUUCUCUUGCAAUCCCAACAUUUUAAAUGUUUCCUGCUGCUUUGAUAUGACCACUCAGGAACUUGAUGUGGAAAGGAUGCCAUGGCAGUGCUUUAGUUUGUGACACAAUGGAAAGCAAAAUGUAGAACUUGAACCUUUGACGUAGAAGGGAUAAAUAUAUGGGUUUCUUGAUAUUGGUGCCACAAAUAAACUAAGAAGGUAUUUGGCAGAUAUUUUUGUUUAAUAUUAGAAGAAGAAAAAGUGUUGGGUGGUUUUUAUUUUAUUGAUUCAUGGUCUCUGACGAGUACUGUUGCACUCAUGUCUUGCAUGUGGGUUUUCUAUAGACAUCUGAUUGGCCACUGUGAGCACAGACUUCUAGAAUGGAUAGAUAGGCCCUUGGCCUGAUCUAGCAGGGUUCUCUGAAUAUUCUUGAAAACAGGUAAAACUUAACGCAAUGUAGCUUUGGGUGAUAUCUUGAGUAAUGUUUGAGUUUUGCUUAUUUGCUGAAAUUUAAUAUGCUGAAAUUGUAUAUAUUUUGAUAAUUUAAUCCACUGGAACACAUUAAGGUUGCAAUCAUAAGUAACCAUGAGUAACUCAGUGAAACUUGCUUCCAAGUACAUAUGCAGUGAAUCCAAGCUCAUCUGGAGCCAGUGUGGUGUAGUGGUUAAGAGUGGUAGUCUCUUAAUCUGGGGAACCGGGUUCGCGUCUCCGCUCCUCCACAUGCAGCUGCUGGGUGACCUUGGGCCAGUCACACUUCUUUGAAGUCUCUCAGCCCCACUCACCUCACAGAGUGUUUGUUGUGGGGGAGGAAGGGAAAGGAGAGUGUUAGCCGCUUUGAGACUCCUGAAGGGGAGUGAAAGGCGGGAUAUCAAGUCCAAACUCUUCUUCUUCUUCUUGUAUUUUUUAGAUUUAUUUUUAUUUGUGUAUUUUAUUGAAACAUUCCAAAACUUUGAAACAGUAAAUUAACACCUCCACUACCCAAAAACCUGAUUUUUUUUAAACGUCUCUUGUAAGAGGGCAAAAGAAAAGAGGCUUUGAACUAUUUCAAAAAUACUUUUCUAUUUAUCAGUUGAGGUAGUCUUUGGAGACUCCUCUCCAGAUGCGUCCAUCAAUUGAGGUACAGUGAGUGACGAACAGGGAGAGCCUUCUCAGGGAUAGCGCCUUGAUGGAAUGAGACUUAACUUGCACCUACGCUUUUUUGGUGUCAGUUUAAUUUCCCAGGCUUUAAAAACUAUUUCAUCCCUAACUAAUUUGAUCUGAUGCUGCCAUUACCUCCUGCAUUUAAUUUUGCUGUAUUGUGUAUUUUUUGUAAGUCAGAUUCUGUUUGGAAGGCAGUAUGUACAUUAAAAUAAGAUUUCCUUACCUCCUCUAGGAGGAGGUCCAACAGUUUUGGGGCUUUUGCAAACAAAAGGCUUGUAUUUAGAAUAGGUUUCUACUAACUAGGGCAAUUAAACACUUGAGGGACUUCAAAAUAUUAAACUUUAAUGGUGUCAUUGUUUUAUUUUAUAGUGGAAUCUGUGUAAUGAUAUUUAGGUAUUUAUCAAUCAUUUUAAUAAUAAUAAAAUAUCAUUGGGACUUCAUGGGAAGUCAGCAGUGGGCCCAGUAUUUGAUAACAUGACAUGAAAAAAGCAUUAUUAAAAUAAGCAAAUAAAUUAAAAGCACCAAAAUAAGUUCUUUAUAUGAGGCUGAAAGUGAAAUGUGUCAAAUUGCUUUCAAAUCAAUGCAUUUGCAAUACACUAUUCAAGAUUAAAACAUGUGGAAAUUACAUGUCUGGAAACCUUUUGAAAUAAUAUAUAUAAUCUGCUGUGAACCCAAGGAAUAGAGUGUAAGACUUGAAACUUUUGUUACUUCAUCCCUGCUGAGUGGCUUUUCAAUGGAAUGAAUAAUCUUGUAUAUAAAUUGGGUGUUUGGAUGAAUGUGGUAUGGAAACACUGUUGCUAAUCCUUUGGCUCAGAUGUGUUCUUAAACAUUUUCUCUCUUAUUAUUUAUGAUAGCUUUUUGAUAUGUCUUAAGUUUAGUACCUCAUGUUAUUUUUUAUGUCAUCUCAAGCUAUUUAUAGUAGCAACUUAUGCAUCAGGUUACAUGUACAUUUGACCUUAGGUUUUAUAAAUCAAGUGACAGUCAAUGCAUAAAAACCUUCAAAAGCUAAAGAAAAAUGUUUGUGUUGUGGUCAUUUUUCAAAAGUACUUUUUAUAGAACAUGUUUCUUGCUAUACAUUAAUUUUAACAAGAUUUAAAACAUAUAUAUUCUGUUGCUCUGAUACUGCUAUUUCAUUCUAUGCCUUCAAUAGGAUUGUGUUUCUUUCUUGCUUUUGCAGUUCAGGAUAAAAGUUCUUUAUAACCACCAUUUAUAAUCAGAAUUUAAAUAGUUUUGUGGUGUGUGUAUAAUGCUAUCUGAUAGCUUAAUCAUCACACAAUUUAUUUUGAUACAUACACAGUUUUCUAAAUACAUUAUUGGUAAGAAAAAGUUCAAUUAACUAGUUAAUCAUACCUUAGUACUGGUCUGGUAGCCUUACACAGGUUCAGAGUGUGCCUAACAUAGGUUCCUCUGUGUUACUCACCUUAUUGCUACCAUUUCAAGUCUUGAGAUUAGGCUGUUAAGUCUAGUAUUUCGUAAUAAUUAGUGUUCUAUCAUGUAUGUUUAACUUAAAUUCUGCAAAUAUUUGAAAAUAAAUUGCUACACAUACUUCACGUUUUGUGUGAAUAGUGAUGUCUUGUGUCCCCAGCAUACUGUACUACAGUGCCCUCAACACAAAAAUAUACAGUAUCUGUACCUUGUGUAUUUGAUCGUGAGAUUAUGUUUGAGGCUGUAUUUCAUUAGUGGUCCCAGAACUCUGUGAAUUAACUCAGAAAAAAUAAGACUUUUCGUACCAAAAUGCAUUAUUUUUGUGGGCUAUGUUUAAGCUGGAUGUGUGUUGUUUUUGUAUUACUUUCUCUAACAGCAACAAUGCUAGUUAUGACUAAUUUAAACAUGCUAGUCAUUAUUAGAGUCUGAUGUGUGCAUGGGUCUCCCACUGCUGGCUGCAGCAGAGCUCCAUAAAUUCCUUUUCUGAUUGCAUAAUUGCUAAUGAGAUGACUUGUUAUGACAGUAAGAACAUCCUUGUCCUUUUUAUGUUGAAAAUAUUUUUUUGAAGUUUUAAAGAAAUGGCAAUGAAUUAGUCACAUACAAAGAACGGAUCAUUGUAUCUUUUGAAAGUUGUUCUCAUUUUUGUGCUGCCUUGUGUUCUUUUUCUUGUUUUGACUUCCUUUAGUGACCAUUAUGCUGCUGUGUGAUAUAAUUCCCACCACACUUUUGGGUGGGGAGGCUAUUUAAAACAGUCAAUGGGCCUGGAAUCUCUGUGGCACUUCGUUCACUCCCACUGACAGAAGAUUAAGCUACAGCUGUUCAUUCCCUGCCUUUUGUAAAACCACCAGCUGGUGCUAGUUCAUGUGGGUGAGACUCGUUUCCUGUGUUCCUCAGGGUCUGGCACCAACUUGAAUCGUUCAAGGGGUGAAUGUGAUGGCAAAGUGGAAGCAUCAACUCCUCCUCUGCUGCCUUCAUCACACCUUGCCACUCAGAGCCCCACUAACAUCAUCCCCUCUUCUGGUGAAAUAUCACCAGAUACUGUGAAAAGAGUGAUGCCUUCAACUCAGGUAAUAUUAUAGUUAUCUGGGGGUAAUGCUAGUUUUUAAGUGUUAUAAAACUUACAACUGAAUUGUGUCAUCAUGCUCAGUUUGCUAUUCUUAAUGUAUCUUAGAAUUUGGAAUUAUUCAAAUUUGUAACAGACCUAGGCUAUUUGUAUUGUCCGUAAUGUGGUACUCUCCUUUACCUUUUCUGCUUUGUGAAAUUCUAUCAAAAUACAAAAAAUGCACAGAGUAAUUUGUUCCUUCUGUUCCAAACAGCAGUAUGUUUAUGGAGAUAUGUAAUACUAACUCUUGCAACACACUUAAUGGUUUUGAUCUUCAGAUCCCUAUAUUAUAGAAAUACUUUCCUGAACUUUUUAAAGGAAACAUAAAGGCCGGACUAGAAAAAAUACUUCAGAGUCCUAGCAACCAGAAUCAAGCAUGUACAGAAUUGAGAGCUUCCUAAGGACCAUUUAUCUACUGUUUAAAAACUUGGGCAAUAAUUAUUCUAAAUAUCAAAAAGCAUGGCAGGAAUAAUUAUUCUUCCUGUAAAUGUAUCUGGUCUUGUAAAAUAUAUCAUAUAUUAUUAUUAUUAUGAUUAUUAUUAUUAUUAUUAUUAUUAGUUAAACAACUGUUUCCCUGAUUUUAAAAAAAUGAAAGAAAACUCAUCAUCACAGACAACUUGAUGAAAGUAUUCAGUAGUAAUUACAUCUCCACCCCACCUCAACUAAAUCACCCAUUAUGUCUCAUAGGGAAGUACUGUGUAGCAUACAAGUAAUAUUAUGCAAAUAACUCAAAACUUGAAAAUAUCCAGUAAUUAAUCCUUUUAAAUUAAACAAUACUAAAAUGUAGUUAAGGGUGGGGGUGGAUAAAGGAAACUGGAGCAGAUAGUUUUGGUCGGGGAUAGUUAAACAUUUUUUUUUGGAAAUGCCAGAAUUUAACAGUUUGGUGCUAAGGAUCAAUUAAUGUUGGUAUACAAAUUGCCCUUCUGGGUCUCACUUAACAAGGUCUCUCAUAACAUAUCAUGGCCUACUUCUUGGCUUCAUAGCCUUUCCUUCAUGGUAGUGCUUCAAAAUAGAAAAGUAUAUGCUCACCUGGCACCAUCAUUCUAUAUCAUUCUAUAUUCUAGGCACCAAGCAGUUACAGUGGUGCCCCGCAAGACGAAUGCCUCGCAAGACGGAAAACCCGCUAGACGAAAGGGUUUUCCGUUUUGGAGGUGCUUCGCAAAACGAAUUUCCUAUGUGCUUGCUUCGCAAGACGAAAAUGUCUUGCGAGUUCCUGCGGGGUUUUUUUCCUUUCCCCCCCCUUUUUCCCAAGCCGCUAAACCGCUUAUCAGCUGAUGGCUAAGCCGCUUAUCAGCUGAUCGUUAAGCCGCUUAUCAGCUGAUCUUUAAGCCGCGUAACAGCUGAUCGCUAAGCCGCUUAUCAGCUGAUCCGCUAAGCCCGCUAAGCCACUAAUACUGUAGCGCUAAUCCGCUAAACCGCUAAUGGGCUUGCUUCGCAAGACGAAAAAACCCGCAAGACGAAGAGACUUGCGGAAUGGAUUCUUUUCGUCUUGCGAGGCACCACGGUACUUUCCUCUUUAACCAGGUCUUUAGCCUCUACAGUCAUACCUCGGGAUGAAUACGCUUCGGGUUAGGCAAAUUCGGGUUGCGCUCCGCGGCGACCCAGAAGUAACGGAGCGCGUUACUUCUGGGUUUCGCCCCGCACGCAUGCGCAGACCGUCAAAAUGAUGUAACGCGCAUGCGCAGAAGCGCCGAAAUGUGACACGCGCAGACGCGCAGACAUGGGUUACAUUCGCUUCGAGAUGCUCCGGAACGGAUCCCGUUCGCAUCCUGAGGUACCACUGUAACUAUCUUUGGCCUCUUAGGGUGGGUGGGGUGUUUUAAAUGUAUUUUAAAUGUCUUAAUGCUUUUUUGUGCAUCUAAGUGGGUUUUUGUUUGUAAAUUGCUUUGAGUUACCUUUGGCAAGAAAAAGCAACCAAUAAAUUUAAUAAAUAAUGAUGAUGACGAUGACAUGGCAUACCUGUGAAGCUCUCAUUUCUGUACAGAAUCUACUGAACACAGAUUUUUUGAGAUCACAAAAUGAACAAAUAUACAGAUACUUAACAGUUCUUAUUAGCGGUUUGGGUAUAUAUUGGUUAUAUAUUUUGAGCAUACUUUUAGGUAUGAACUGAAACAUUGAUUUGAGUAACUAAAUAUUUGUAAUGAAGAUUUGCGGAAGGAGCAAAAUUACAGCGAGUUUUAGUAAUUUACAGGUGUUAAAGUACUUGAUGUUCCCUGUGUGAUCAUUAACAUGAUUGCACUUUUCUUUUGCAGGUCACCUAUGAUGGAUUUCUAACACUGUGGCAGUUAGAUAGUUCUGAAACAGGUAAAUGGAAAGAAGGAAGACUGUAUAUUAAUGAUUCAAAGUAUAAAAUUUAAAAUUUAAUUUUUUGCAUUUCCUUUUUUUUAGAUAUAAAUGCAUCACAAUCUGAAGAUGUGGACUUAGUCCACGAGGGUUUGUUCUUGGAUUCUUCUGGCCACAAGAGGCUGAGCUGUGCUUUCUGCAGAAGAUUUUUUGAAUGUGUGGAAAAGCUGAAGGAACACAUUAAGGAACACACUUUCCCCAUGAUUGUCCCUUUUGAUGUAGUGGACUACUCUAGGCCAGUACUGGCUAACCUUUCUGAGCACAUAUCUCCAGGGCAAUUUGCCCGUUUCCAGUGUCCAAAGUGUCCUGCUAGCUUCACACUAAAAUCCAACAUGGAUCGUCAUGAAAAAACAAUCCACUUCAACAGGAAGAAGAUGCAAUGCCCUUGCUGCCUGAAACUGUUCCGAGACAAGACAGACUUAAACCGGCAUCUUAUGUCUGUGCACUCCAGUGAACGUUCGUUUAUGUGUCUUUUUUGUGGCAAGGGCUUUGGUACCCAGAAAAACCUCAGUACUCAUAUGAAAGUUUGCUAUCUGGGUUCUACACAGCCAGUAUCUGAAGAGUUUCUGAAUCGUAUUGAUCAAAAUCAGGAAUCUGAUGAUGAGUAAGAAAACUGUUGGGCAAUGGAGAGAGUGAGAUUAAACUCUUAGAAGUGUAUUUCUUAGCUGCUUUGACUGGGUAGUGCAUUCUGAUUUGUCAGCAGUCUCAGUGCUCAGUACAGUGUGAAUGCUGAAUCAAUGGCCAGGUAAUGAAAGAAAGUUGUAAACCUCUUUAUCCCCAGGUUCUAUGGUUAGGAUUCAGACAGACAUAAAUCUAGGAGAUGCUUCAGACUUAAAGAACAAAUAUAAUUUUGUUAUUCAGUAGUAAUAAUCUUAAGAGAAAAUGUUAAAGAAAACAUUUUUGUAGUCGAAACAAGAUUAUUCUUACAGACAGCAUCCCAUAGUCCCAGGGUAGUUCUGCCUGAGUUGCAGUGUCUUCUGGGUAGAUAUUCACUUUUAGAUUUUAACAGUAGGUUCAAAGGAUCAAAAGGUUUUCCAUUCAUUUUCUCAGCACAUUAUUUAUUAAAAACAUUUCUCUACCUUCUCCCCACAUUAUCUGAAUGCAGUCUACAGCAAUAUUAAAAUAUAUAUUCGAAAAUGCAACUGAAUUAGUAGGACAGAGUUAUAAUGUACUUGGAUCAACCACCAGCAAAGUUCUGGCAGCACAGAUGUGGUAGAACAUCUGCCUUGCAUGCAGAAGGCCUCUGGCUCAAUCUGCAGUAUCUCUGGGUAGGGCUGGAUGAAACCCCUGCCUGAGAUCCUGGAGAAUUGCUGCUAGUCGGUUUAGACAACACUGAGCUAGAUGAACCAAAGAUGUGACAAUGUGAGGCAGUUUCCUAUGUUUUUAAAAGGCAUCUUUUAAAUGCCUUUUUAAAAAAGCAGGAUUGAAGUCACCUGCUGCUGAAGCCUGCUGGAUUGGUUGCACAAUUCAAAUAUCGGCAAAUGGGUAUCACAUUCAAAUGAUGUGUCAUGCAGUGAUCAAGAGUAAAUGUUUUGUGAUAUGCAAAUUUCAUGUUUAUUGUAGCAGAUUAAGAAUGCAUUAUGUCUUUUUUUAAAAAAAAACCCAGUUAUCUCAUUUGCAUAAUUUAGAGAAGCAGGACUUAAAGGAGCAUCCCUUUUCUUGACUCCUAGCUUCACACCUGUAUAUAUGAGGAUGUAUAUGAGGGGUGGAAUGCUAGAAAGAGUAAAGUGGGGAGACCAAAAACAAAGACCAGCAUCCCCUGAAAUUAAUUGUGAUGUCAGGUGAUUGAUAGGUGUCAUCUUUGGCCUGCCAGGGGUCAAGAAGAUAGUGAUCUGGCCCACUAGCCAAAAGAGGUUCCCCACUUGUACUAAAUGGGCCACAGUAUUUUCAAAUACCUUCACCAUCUGUGAAUUGUAUUCAGUUGUAAUGAGUGUUGUAAUACAGCUAGAUGAAAGUGGAUUUGGACAGUUAGCUCCCAUAGAAAUACUUCAAAAAUGUAAAAACAACAACAACAACCCAAUUUCUCUAAAAUCUGUUGUUUCUUCAAUCGGGUAGGCUACACUUCUUUUGAAUCCUAGAAAUCAGGACAGUAUAAAUGAGAGACAGCCAUGAAAAUACUAACUUGUUUUUGGUGUAGCUAAAAGAUGGACCUGGGUACUGAACCACCUUGUGAAAACAAGCACAAAUCUUGGGCCAUCUAGAGCACACCUAAAACUGAAAACUUGCCAGGGGGUGUUAUGAUCCAAGGAGAAAUGUUUCCCAUUAAUAGUUGCUUGAGAGGAAUAUUAUAUAGAAGCUUGGAGGAGGUGUCCAGAAAUGGCCUGAAGACUAAUAGUGAAUAACUGGUGGGUAGAAAAGGGAAGCCCCCAAAGGAAAAAUGAUUUUGAACAUUACUUAUCUAUAUAUUCCCAUUCUCCUUGUGAAAAGAACUACAACUUGCUCCACAAUAUAAGAUUUUUAGUCUUCAGGACAAAGGUAUUUAGAAUUUAUUAAACUAGUUUCCCAUCUUUGUCUAUUGUUGGUACCAGUUCUCCUUUAAUGGCUGUAUAAAAAUAUUCCUCAGGUGCUUCAAUAUUUUUUGUUCAGUGUUCAAAAGGAAGGCAGGCAUUCAUUUCUCAUGAUAAUAAGAAUCCUGUCCUCCUUAGGCUAUGUUAUUUCCAAUUACAAUUCUGGAAUUUUUCAACUUAAAAUUAUUGUCUGUUCUCUGCUUGAUUAUUAGCUUACUGACUUUGCUUUGAACAACUGUAGAGGCCUCUCCCCCUUAAUGUUGUUUUUUGUUAUGCUGCUGCUGUUGUUGUUGGUGUUGGUUUUGCUUUUCAUUUUUUGUUGGUCCUGUAAAAAUGUCCUCUAGUAAAAUCAUUUUAAAAGUACUUUUCACACCCUAGUCUUGUUAGGAAGUCCUGCUCUUGGGGAAAGUCGUCAUUUUCUUUCUUGCUGCCUGUCAGCCCAUGUCUUCCUCUUUUGUUUCUCCUCUUGGAGAACAGACCUACAGAUAUGUUAAGAACCAAACCCCUAUCAUUUGUAGAACAGAAUAUUGAGCAAAAGUGUGUGAUAUGUGCAUAGAAGCCCCAGUGAUUGGUAGAAGUGACUUCUAGUUUCACCUACCUUAGUCUUAGCUUCAGGUGCAAACUGACUACCAAGGAGAUAAGUUACUACUGAUUCCUCAAAAUUGGUUUCUAGAGCUUCUUUAAUCUCUCCAGUCCAGAGAUUAUGUUGGGUGACACUAGAAAUACAAUUUCUUGCUGGGGGUGGGGGGCAAAAAUCCAAAGCCAGUUGGGGGAAAAACUGUAUUUGGACCUUUUGCCUUUUGAAUAACAAAACCCUUCUAAACUCUCUUGCCACCUCUUUCUUGACUAGCAAAAAUUUGUGUUUGGCAGGGCAUGAGCGUGCAAGCAAAUACUUUUUCUCUUCCAAUUAGCACAACUAGCCUGCCAUUUUACCGUCUGGCAACUGCUGAAUAAUUUACUUUGCUCUUUGACAAACAGUAGGUCAUGAGAGAAGAAAGCACAGCAGGGCAGACAGAGAUCAGCACACAGGAGUUGAGAGGGAAAAAAGGGAAAGCUCUGUGUCUCUGAAGGAAUAGCUCUUUUUUAUUUGCUUGCAUGAUGCUUAUUUUUUGCUAGUAAGGAGACAAUGUACAGUAUAAGGUGUUGUGGCUGAAACAAAUAGCUACCCAUGAAAGUCUCCUGCGUGUAUCCCACUGAAUGCAGCGCAUCUUGGAUGUGUGUAAAAUGUUCCUAAUGGGUAGUUCCUACUAGGAUUUAGUGUCCUCAAAAGACUGGGUGGCCAUUCCAUGUACUCAAUCCAGACAGGAGCAGUAUCGUAAUAUUUGUAUUAUGACCACCACCAUCAAAAAAAUCAUAAAUCUGUGAGCUGGCUUUCUGUGGUUCAGUGUUAAACAAUACUAAACAAAACAAAGAUACAGAAAUGGCAGGUUGCUGCCUAAAGAUUCAGGAUAGUAUUUACCCAGAAUAAAAGACUUCAGGUGGCAUCAGAACAUAGAAACUUUUGGAAAGUGGCAAACACCAUCUUGUCUUAACAGUGCCCUGACUGAUGACCAUUCAGACGCUACAUACUGAAUUAUGACCCCCUAACAGCCACACACACACACCCCGGCCAACUAGUCUUUUUUUAAGCAUUAAGCUUGAAGGAAAAAGCUGGAAUUCAGAAGCUAGCUGAGUUUUUCAUUAAUUCUAAGAAGGGUAUUAUGAUACUGUUUCAUUUAGAUUGACACUACUUGGUUUUGUUGUCUUCGUUAUUUAUUACUCACUUUUCUCAGAAAAAAGAACUCCAAGUGACUUCCAAAGAACAAGUAUAAAAACAGAAUAAAACAAUCUUAAGUACACAAGUAUUAUAUAUGCGUAGAUUGAACUCAAUCCCUCCCGCACUAAAAGAUAAUCAGGAAAUUAAGAUUUAAAAGCCUGGGAGAUAAUGAUGGUGCCAGGCAUGCCUCCCUGAGGAGAGAAUUCUGUAAACGGGGAGCCCACCAUUCUGAAGGCCUGUUCUUACGUGUAUAAUAAAACUCUGCCUAUCUAUAGUGAACCAAAUAAUCACUAGCCAUCCUGCUUCCUCUUAAAGACUGUCAUGUUAUAAACUGAAUCCAUUGCUUGAAUUUAUAAUCCCGUUUAUGAAAAAUAUUCAGUGUAUAGCAGACAGUGUAUUGAUACAGUAGACUUGUUGAUUUGUGUUUGAUGAUUGGUGUGUUCAUUUUAUACUAGAAGAUUGGGUGAAUUUUUAUGAUGUAUAUGAUUGUAGGGAUUACUCUAUUGCAGGCAUAGGCAAACUCGGCCCUCCAGACGUUUUGGGACUACAACUUCUAUGAUCCCUAGCUAACAGGACCAGUGGUCAGGGAUGAUGGGAAUUGUAGUCCCAAAACAUCUGGAGGGCCGAGUUUGCCUAUGCCUGCUCUAUUGGAAAGGUUAGCUAAGGGGAGUCAUUGAACAAGUACAAGUAAUUUGAGCAUACCACCACCCCGGAAUUGUUUCCUUGUGUUUCCACUGUUAUCAUUGAGAUUAUAGGGGGAAAGUGCUAUUUCACAGCAGUAAAUCCAAUGAAAUUUAUUCCAUGCUUUGCUCAGUCAGUUAAGCAGGUGUGCAUUAAGGGCAGCAGCAUAGUGAACAUUCCUGCUCCAUUAUACAUUAUAAUAAAUGUAUAUUUUAAAACAUCUUAACAUUUAGUUCUGCUAUGGUCCUGAUUGUGCAAAUCAAAUUUAAUUGAUUAGGGCUGUGCUGUUAGGCCCUCUUGAGGAUAAAGGAGGCAAUUUUAACCUUCUGAGAGUGGUCAUGUUGCAAAAUGAAGUAAAAGUUUAUUAUUACUGGUAGUAAGAAACUUGCGUGAGUAAUAAGUAGGGCUUCAGUCCUAAUCCAUUUACCUGAGAAUCGGCCCCAAUAGUGCUUACUUAUGAGUAUACGUGGUUAGGGUUGUACUUUAAAUUGUAAUAAAGCUCCAAUCUAGUGUGCUACAAUUAUUCUACCAAAGAGGUUUUCUAUUUUUAAAAAAGUAAAGCCAUAAAAAGUACCUCAGAAACAAUACUUGAACUUAUAAGAACACUGUAUGUUUUGAUAACAGUAACACUUUUAAGAUGCAAAAGUAUGCAUUUUGUGUGAGUGAAUGAAUGAAUGAAUAUAUUUGCAAAGUGAAUGAUUUCUGAAACCUUUUAAAGGUUAACAGCGUUACUUGUAAAUAAAUGUUCAUUAUUAUGGUGCUAUUUACAGAGUGUUCCUCUAUCAUUAUUUUGUCCUUGGUGACACUGAUAAUGACUCUUAUAAUCUAAUUGGGAUGCAGUGCAGCAGCAUCUUUUCUUAACGCAAACCCAAUUGAAAUGAAUUAUUCGUUUGUACAAAUCCAGUGCUUUCAAAAGUAACGAUGGAUAAAAGAAAGGUGCAAUGGGUGGAGGAGUUCUUGAUACCCCCCUUCAGCUGAGGAGUGAGCCCAAUUUAUUUUUUGACAGUUAGAAAGACAAGUACAUACCUACUAGCAAAUCAAACACUGCUUCGACAGGGAACCUUUCUUCUUCUUCCAUUCAUUCCUGUUUUACACGACGAUCCCCAUUUUUAUUUUCUAAAGCACUGGAUGCAUCUGACCAUCCAUCAACUUAAACAAUUUAAAAAUAGCUUUUGUUAGAGCACGAAACUGGUCAGGGGAUAAAAGUGGUAUUUCUUGGUGACAUGAAGGACCCCAGCCAGUCAAUGCUGUUUACAGAUCGCUUCUCUUGCAAAUCGCUUGUAUAUUUUAAUUGUGUUCAUUAGACAAAAAGUAUGCUGUAAAUGCCUGUACUAUAGCACCUUUACUAAACUAUUAAAUACUUCCAGAUAUGUUUAUUGUCACUACUGUGAAAUUCAGAAAUAAGCUGUGGAAUGAAUGUAAUUUCUAGUGGUGCUCUUGUUUUACAGAGCUAGACAAAGGUGCAUAUUUGAAAUGGGGAUUGUUUUAAAUAAAAUUUUAAUUGAAAAAUGUAUUAACUGUUGCCUCUCCUUGACCAAUGCAUUGCCAAAGUUUGCUUGAGGAGGAAAGUUCUUUUUGCUGACAAAGAAAUUAUAAAACUUUAAGCACCUAGACCAAUAAAAUACCAGUAGUACAUAGUAAAGAAUUCUCUAGUCUAGUUUGCUGGUCCCAUCUGCCUUUCAAAAACGUAAAUUGCUAUAUUGUAUUUUUCAUUUGGUUGUGCAUAUCUUGUGUUUUAUAGAAAAGAUUAAACAAGGUUUGUAAAUAAAUUAAUACAGCAAACUGAACUUUCUUCCCUGGAUUCUGCUGUGGUGCAUUGUGGAGAACUCUGCUUUGGAUUUUAACUAGUCAGUUAAGGCUGCAGUCGUAUGCACACUUACCUGACAGUAAGUCUCAUUGCAUUUAUAACUUCUGAGCAGACAUGUAUAGCAUUGCACUACAACCAUGUCUAAUAAUGCCCAUGUGAAAUGCAACUGCAUGCAAGCCGUUCCCAAUGGCAAGAUUAACUUCCCAUGUCAUAUAAUGUUUGUGUAUUUCUAUUUUCUGUGAGCCAUCUCACAGACAUGCAAAUACAGCAAGUAAGUAAGUAAAUAGGUAAUAGUUGGUGCAUCUGACUUGUGAUACAUUUUUACCACGUCUAGCUUAGCAUGGAUGGCCAGCAUGGUUCUCUCCAGGUGCUGUUGGCCUUCAACUCCUAUCAGCCUCAGCCCACAAGGCCAGUGGUUAAGGAUGAUGGGAGUUGUAAUCCUGCAAAAUAUAAAGAUCCACACGUUCCCUACACUUGCUCUGCAACAUUAAACCAGCCAUGGGAGAAAGCUGUCUGACCAAGCUCAUUUCUGUGGUAUAUGGAGGCUAUGAGCAGCAUUAAAAGCAAGCACUAUCUUCAUAGUUCCAACAUGAAUUAUAAAAAAACCCAGUUCCAGCUGUUCUGUUCCAGACUUUACAAAUGUAGGGUGCACACACAGAGAUUCUAUUUCAAUCAGAAUUUUGGCCCAGUUUCAGCACAGAAACUGCCUUGGUUGCCCUCAGUCGGAAGAGAAAUGAGAAAUGUGUCCCUAUUAAUUCUCCUUGAUCUUUCAACAGCUUUUGAUACCACUGACUAUGCUAUCCUUCUGGAGUAGCUGUCCCAGUUAGGGGUAGGUGACACUGCUUUGCCCUACAUCGAUGAUCGUUUCGAGGGUGAUGCUUGGCAAGUGGUCUUUGGUCCCUAGAGCCUUCAGUGUGGAGUUCCUCAGGGUUCAAUGUUAUCCCCUUGGGUGUUUAACAUCUACAGUUAAACUGUCGUCAGCAAUAUGCUGAUAACACACAGCUCUACUUCUCCUUUACAUCUGCAGGUGAGGCAGUGGAUGUGUUGGACCGUUGUCUUGCUUCAGUAAUGAACUGGAUGAGAGCCAACAAACUGAAGCUCAGUUCAUAUAAGACUAGGCACUGCUAGUGGGUGGUUCCCUAGACCAGAUGGGUGGGAGCUUGCUUGCUCUUAAUGGGCUAACACUCCCUCUGAAAGAGUGGUUAUAUAGCUUGGGGGUGCUCCUGGAUCUUUUGCUGUUGCUUGAGGCUCAGGUGGCCUCGGCAUGGAGUGCUUUCCAUCAGCUCAGCUGGCGGCCCAGGUGCACCCCUAUCUGGACAGGGAUAGCCUACCUUCUGUCAUCUAUACACCGGUGAUCUCUAGGUUAGAUUACUGCAAUGCGUUAUGCGUAGGGCUGCCUCUGAAGAAGGUUCAGAAACUUCAGCUGUUGCAGAAUUCAGCGGCCAGGUUGCUCAGUGGAGCAAGACAGUUUGAGCAUAUUAUACUGAUCCUGGCCCAACUGCACUGGCUGCCAAUUAGUUUCCAGGCCCAAUUCAAAGUGCUGAAUUUGACCUAUAAAGCCUUCAACAUCUCAGGACCUCAGUACCUCAAGGACCGCCUCUACCCAUAUGAAUCGACCCAGACCCUGAGAUCACCAUCUGAGGCCCUUUGUCGUGUGCCUCCUCCAUGAGAAAUCCGGAGGGUGGCAACACGAGAACGGGCCUUUUCUGCAGUGGAAUGCCCUCCCCAGGGAGGCUCACCUAGUGCCUUCACUGUACAUCUUUAGGCGCCAGGCAAAAAUGUUCCUCUUCAACCAGGCCUUUUCCCUGAUUAACAUUAUGUGUCCUUUUAAAUGUGUUGUGGAAGCAAGGUGGUUAUUGUUUUGUUCUUGUUUUUAUUAAGUAUUUUGUAUUUUGUAUUUUUAUGCUGUGAACCACCCUGAGAUCUUUGAAUGAAGGAUGGUAUACAAAUUUAAUAAAUAAAAUAUAUAAGCAGUAGCUUUGAGAGUUGUUGAAGAUGGUAUGCUUUCAGUAGCCAUUGGAAUGGUUCCCUUGCACAUGGUGCGUUCACUCACUCACUCUCGGGUUUUUUGAAAAACUACAAAAACCUGAAAAUCCUAUGAAUAGAGAUUAUAAUUGGAUGAGAUAUCCACAGUCUUAGCAGCCGUGGCUCUGUUAUACUACCUUCUGCUCUCGGUUGUCUUAAUGAAGCUUUGAGAAAUUAACCAAUUACAUGGCUGUUACUUUCUUUGUAAAGUUGCUUGUUCUGUGUCUGUGUCUGAAUAGUUUUUAAAAUAGUGAAGUUGAAGUGCAGGCUGUAGUUAACACUUGGUGACCUUUACUUGAACGGCUUAUAGUUUGCUCAUUUUGUCUAGACUUUUUAGUAACUGGUUUAUUAUGAACCUAUCUAAUACAAGCCAUUUAUUUUGUCUAGUCCACUGCUAGUGAAGAGGGGCAACUGGAAAGGGGCUAUCACUAUAACUUGAUCCCGUUUGCUGAUCACUACCUUAUAAGAGUGAAUUAUUUCAAUGGUGUUUGGAUAUUAAGAAGACAGGUUGUAUUGGGUGUAGUCAAAGCAAGAUGAAUCUCUUAAACAUUAAAUAAGAGCAGGCUAAGAAUUAGAAUGCACAAUUAGAUUAACUCUUAAACUUUGGUAUAGAAUUAUAAAUCCUUGAAGUAUUUAUUUUGACUGAUAACGGGCGUUUAGGUGUGAUAAUAUUGUACAUCUAUUUCAAAUUGUGCUUGCAGUACUGCUUGAUUAAAGAAUACAAUCUUAACUUUAUUCUCCCUCUGUUGUGUGAAUGGGCUAUUGUUGCAGAAACUGAUUUACUCAACUGGGCUGCAAUAUAGUGGUUCCCAAGUGUAUAUAAAUUAAGAAAAACCAAGCGUCUACCUCUAAAAGGAAGUGUAUGAUUAUUCAGUAUUAUUUUAUUCAAUUUACUUGAGAUUUAACAGCCAGUGUGCUAAAAGCAUCAGUUCUGCUCUCUCUCUCUUUUAAUCAUGACUACCUAGUUUAGUUUCACUUGAAGCUUCCAUCUGAAGCUUGUGGUGACUCACUUAAUUUGAGAAUUAGCAAAUGGUCGGUUUAGGGGGAAAUUUGACAUUAAAUGUGUUGCUCCUGUGAACUCACAUCUCUCAGGUCCAUGUUUGAUGCUAAUUAAUGAACUUCCUUGUAGCCUACAGAGUUGGCAUGAACAGUAACUACAUCACCUUCCUGACACAUGGCACCUCUGUUCAAAUAUUAUUUGAAUAGAAUGAAACCAUUGGGAGCAUAAGAUAAGAAAACAUGAACAUUAGUACAGUAUUUGAAGUAGGUAUAUGUGCCAAUCAUGAAGGUGUUCCAAUUGAAGAUGGUCUCUGUAUGACAUUCAGUGUGUAUUGUGUGUAGCAGCCCUGAGACUCUCCCAUGGUGACUGUUCUGUUUCCCUGUUGUAACUGUUCAUCCCUUAGUCUCCAUAACUUUAUCUUCGUUCUCUCUUGCCUCCCUUCUUUUGCCAAGAAACUCCCACCUCUUGUAAGGUGGACUAUUUGCAAUUGUAUGUGCAAAUUUACAUUCUUUGUACAAGUCUUUAAUUGGGAUUGCUUUUUAUAAAAGGAGAUAUCAUCAGAAUGCAUACAGUCUGCGUAUUGAUCACAAUAUUGUUAGUUUCUUCUGUGUAAAAUGCAUUUUUCCUCCCAUUAUCUGUAGUGUAAUCAUCCUAUGGGCUGUGUCCAGAAAGUGGUGUUGGGGGAUGAGUGUUCAGACCCCUGGGCUCUCACUUGUGGGGGUGUCUCAGGGUUCUGUCCUCUCCCCCAUGCUUUUUAAUAUCUAUAUGAAGCCGCUGGGAGAGAUAAUCAGGGGUUUUUGGCUGGGUGUUCAUCAGUAUGCAGAUGACACCCAGCUCUACCUCUCUUUUAAAUCAGAACCAGUGAAGGUGGUGAAUGUCCUGUAUGAGUGCCUGGAGGCGGUUGGAGGAUGGAUGGCGGCUAACAGUUUGGGGUUGAAUCCUGACAAGACAGAAGUACUGUUUUGGGGGGACAGGGGACGGGCGGGUGUGGGGGACUCCCUGGUCCUGAAUGGGGUAACUGUGCCCCUGAAGGACCAGGUGCGCAGCCUGGGAGUCAUUUUGGACGCACAGCUGUCCAUGGAGGCGCAGGUUAAUUCUGUGUCCAGGGCGGCUGUCUACCAGCUCCAUCGGGUACACAGGCUGAGACCCUACCUGCCCAUCAGAUGUCCCAUCAGAUGUCCAGGAAAUAAGCAGCUAUCUUAUUUUUAAAAGACAUCUGAAGGCAGCCCUGUUUAGGGAAGUUUUUAAUAUUUAAUGCUAUAUUGUUUUUAACACUCGAUUGGGAGCCACCCAGAGUGGCUGGGGAAACUCAGCCAGAUGGGCGGGGUAUAAAUAAUAAAUAAUUAUAAUUAUUAUUUUGUUUGCCACCUUGAUUUUUCCUGCAGACUCCCAAACUUGACCAUUAGGACCCAAAUCUUUGGUUUCGUAAAAUUUAUCAUUUUUAUUUGUAAAAAAAAACUUACACUCUGCUCUUUGUCCUGUGACUCCAGGUUAAAACAAUAAUUUCAUAAAGUAAUAAAUGUUAAGAACAAAAUCAUAAGUAACACAAAUAAUAGAAUAAAAUCAGCCUUUCACUUUCCUGCAUUUAAGCGUCCCACUACCUUAAAAAGCCUGAUGAAAAGACAAGUCUUCAGCUGGUGCCUAAAGCUGGAUAAUAUUGGUUCCAACUAAACCUCUAGAGGGGAGCAUGUUCCCCUGCAGGGGUGCUAUUAUGGAGAAGGCCAUCUGGGUUUAAUCAAGGUUUACCAUCAUGAUUUAAUAUGUGAUAUUUUAAGAUAAAGCAGUACAGAAGAGAGUGAAUAUUUAGAUAAAAAGAAUAUUCUGAAAUCUUAAAGACUAAUAAAUUUAUUAUGGCAUUAUGCCAUAAUAAAAUUUUUAGUAUUUAAGGACUUUGUUGUUUUUGCUGUUGCAGACUUACAUGGCUAUCCCUCUGGAAGUUGUUAAUUUAAAUAGAUGAUUACCUUUCAAUAAAUAAGAUCCAAGCUGCUGUUUUCACCUGUUUAGUUAGUGCAUAUUUCACUUCCAACCUUAUUUGGAGGGGGAAGCAUUUACCCAGCUGCUCUGUAGAGUCUGUUGGCAAAUUAGACCCCGGGGCUCUCGUUACUGCAGUUUCCCUAGAGUCUAUCUGAGUGCUCAUCUCUUCUAAAAGCAGGACAACAAGGAGAAGCACUACUGAUAGUCCAAAAAAUUAUGUGAAUUUUUCAUCCAAAAUAUUCAAAAAGUCACAAAGGGGAGUACUAAAAUCCCAAUAUUUAAUUGGGAUUGUGAGCUAUAUCGUAUAUAGAAAAAUAAUUUAACACAAGAUGCUGUUUGCUGUUGCUGGUACACUCUCUCCGUUUGUGGCAGUGAAGAUGAUUUAUAGGUGGCUGCUAUUAGAUAAGUGUGCAACUCUUUUCUUGUUUUUUGGUCAACGCGCGAUUCUGCAUUUGAAAGGUUAAUAGCGAUGUUACCCCACAAGCGCCAUUUCACUUUGGGACUAGUCCAGGAUUAUAAAAUGAGGUCCCGCAUGCAGUCGUCGGUGUGUUGCAUUUACGGUUCACUGGCUCACAGCAAGUUAUUUUUGGCCUGAUUCCAAGCAUCAGGUCAUUGUUGCUAAGGCGAGCUCUGCCUGAACUACCAGGCACCUGCACAUAGGACAAGUAACAGAGGAUGUGCUUUAGCAAACAUUUACUUCUUUUUCUUGGUGUUUCAUCAGACCUUGGUGAAACAAUAUUGACAAUUUGCAGCUACAGCAAAGUACCGUAUUUUUCGCCCUAUAGGACGCACUUUUUCCCCUCCAAAAAUGAAGGGGAAAUGUGUGUGCGUCCCAUGGGGCGAAUGCAGGCUUUCGCUGAAGCCUGGAGAGCGAGAGGGGUCGCCGACCCCUCUCGCUCUCCAGGCUUCAGGAAGCUAUCCGCAAGCUAUGCGGAAGCUGCGCGAAGCCCGAAGCUUGGGGCGUGCUGAGCUCAGCGCCCCCCUAGGCUUCGGGCUUAGCGCAGCUCUCUGCAAGCCGUGGAAGGGCUGCGCGAAGUCGCGCAGCUCUCCCACGGCUAGCGGAGAGCUUGCCUGCACCCAGAAGCUUGGGGCACGCUGAGCUCAGCACGCCCCAAGCUUCGGGCUUCGCGCAGCUUUCGCAGCCUGCUGCCUGGAGCGCAGGGCGCGCUGAAGCCAUGGCUGGGGGGGGGGAAUAAAUAAAUUUUUCUUUAUCCCCCCCCCCAAACUAGGUGCGUCCUAUGGGCCGGUGCGUCCUAUAGGGCGAAAAAUAUGGUAUUUUACAGUCCCACCAGAAAAACCUUUCUGAUGAAGCUACUUCUUGUUUCUGCACUGACACGGUGAUAGCUGUAUGGGUCUUUCUAACCAGUACAAAGGUGUUGCAGCUUAAAUCAAUACAUUUGCUUGUACAGAAUUUCAGACCUUGAGACUAUCCUGUCCUAAUAGGAAGCAUCUGCUGUUGAGAUUUUUUUGCUAAUUCCCCUGCUGUUGAGAAAUUUUUGCUAAUUCCCACUAUCGGGUGUUAGUACACACCACAGCAAAAUAUUAUUGGGUAUAUGCUUACUUCAUUCUUGGAACUGGCCAGGCCUUCUGGGCUUCACUAUAGCCUAGCAUGCACUGAGAGUGCAACCCUAGGCUAGAAUACCCAGUAUUUUUCCAUGGUUGUAUGUUACAGGGGAUUAUUAGUUGUGUAGGUAAAGAUUGAUUCGGGUGGUCCCCCCCCCCCCGGGAAAUUCAUCUGCUUCCACUGGCAUUUAUUCAUAUUUUUUAAAACGGUAUAUUCUCUCUUUGAAUUAGUGUAAAUCAUUUCAAGCCAACAGUCUUCUCCCUGGUAAAUCUUGGAAGCUUAUUGGGGUUCCCAAUAUAUUGUGUUAUGAAACUGUGCAGAUUGAUUGAGAUGAAUCUCUGUGGCGUAGUGGGUCAGUGCAUCUGGCUGUUAACCAGAAGGUUGGUGGUUGGAGCCCAUCCAGAGACGCAUUUUGCGACCGAGAAUUUCAUUAGUGCAAGCAGUUUCUGACCUCUGGGCACUGUACUGGGCCUAAGAUUUCAGAUUAAAACUGCAGAGUAGAAAGAAAGGAGGACCUUUUUCUGCCUCCCUACUUCCAGCUACUCUCUGAAGACUAGAAAAGAGACCCUCAUAAGAAUAUUAUGGGAAUGGGCUGGGGAAGGACUAUACCAUGUGAAAAAUGAACAUAAUAUUUUAGCUGCAGUUCAUUGAUUUUCAGCUUUGUACUUUUGUUAUAAAAAAGCGCACCUAGACAUUCCAUUGUUGUGCCCAUAACCUAGGUUUAAGGUGCCAUUUAGCUCCUAGCUUUCAUAUCUCAGUUUCUAACGCUGCCCAAGGAUGGUUGUGGGCAGGAUUACUGUAUUGCAGGGGGUUGGACUAGAUCACCCUUGGGAUCCCUUCCAACUCUUCCUUUCUAUGAUUCUGUGAGUACCAUAUUUGUGAGAGCCUUCCUGUACCCAUGAAAUACACACCCAUUAAACAGAAGAGCACAGCUUGUCUUUAUAAGAGUUGGCCAACUUUCCAUGAGGAAAGACAAUGAACCUUAACUUAGUCUAUUUAUAAAGGGUUACGUCUCUAUAAGAACACUUCAGUGGUAUACAACAACAAAAGGAACAACAAUUAAGAUGACCAGUGCAUACUUCCUGCUCUGUCACAUCGUUCUGUUCCAUGUGAAGCAGUUUUUCUGUGAUUCAUCAUUGUGAUAGUUGUAUCUGUGUUUAUAAUUGUAUAUUUUAUUGUUGUAACCAACCAUGGGACAUUAUGGUGAAGGGUAGGUAAGAAAUCUUAUAAAUCAAUAAAUAAAUGGAAUUCUAGAUAAAUAUGGGAAUGGGCCUGUAAAUAUGGGAAUGGUGUGUAAGUCUAUAAGGUUACAGCAAGAAUACUAAAAGCCCUGCUACAAAAGUAGUUUCUGAAGCUUUGCCCUUGGUGUCCUUGAUUCCCAUUAUAACAGAGUUUUUCUAUUGGUCUGUUGGAUAAGCAGUUAGUUGUGUGUCUGCUGAAGAACAGGACUGUGCUAGAGUUGUAACCUGCACUGUGUUGUGUUUCUCUUCCAGUAAACGAAUUCACGGUGAUCAGAAAGAAGUUCAAAUGCCCCUACUGCAGUUUCUCAGCCAUGCACCAGUGCAUCCUGAAGAGGCAUAUGCGAUCCCACACUGGAGAACGACCCUAUCCUUGUGAAAUUUGUGGGAAGAAAUUCACCCGCCGGGAGCACAUGAAACGGCAUACCUUGGUAAGUUUGGCGCCUUUGGAGUUGCUCCGAAGGGCAGGGGGCAGCUGGAAAACGCAGGAGUGGUUUGCGACUGAGAACAUGAAAGGUGAUGUUUUAUGUGCACAUGUUCCUUUCUCUGUCUGUGAAAGGAAGAGAAAGUGAAAGUGAACUUUCAAGGCUUUGUUCCUCCCAUUUUGUGGACAUUGCAUGGAAAGAAGGAAUCAGCUGCUUGGGGAGCCCAUAUGGUUCUAAGGAAGAAGACAUGUUUUAAUUCAGGGAGAUGGGAUGGGUCAGUUGACACUGGGUCUCUUACAACAAUUCUGUGUUUGGACACUGUCCAUAUGAAAGAGUUUGAUACCAAUCAUAGAAAUGUAAGCCAGAUCUUUCUCGUUACAUUGCUGCUAUGCUUGUUAACCCUUGAGCCAAAUGCAUGAUGGAUUUUCUCACUAUGAGGUGUCUUGAAGGGAGGCAUAUAUAUAUGCUGUCCUGCUGUUUCUUAUGGGCUGUUGGGCCCAAGAAAUUGUCAUGACAGAUGACAGUGAUGUUUGUUAAAAGUCUGUAAGGAUGUAAAGAAACGUCAUUGUCAAGCUACAUAUCGAUCAGCUGGCAAUCAAAAUGCUUUUUAAGAGGCUGCAUGCUCCAGAGCAUCCACAUAUCCUAAAAAACAAGAAGGCGACUUCAUAUAUUUCUGUGUGGACCUUAUUUUUGCUCUUAAGGUAUUUCAAUGAUGUGUGCUCCUGCCCCUCCCACAGCUGAACCGCACAUCUCCUGUGUUAGCACUUGCAGUUAACACACUCACACACCCACUUGUAUUAUUUGGGUGCAAUAUAUUGUACUGUUAUCCUCAGCUGCACUAAUGCCACCUUAAGAUUCAGCAGAUUUCCCCACUUUCUAGAAAGGCAUUGGCUAAUAUGGGCUCUGGUCAAGUUGGUGGUUCCAUAAUUUGUUGUCUGAAGUCCAAGUGAAAUUUGGAUUCUCUUGUUAUCAGAAAUACAGACCGAACUGUCUCUUUGAUAGAGCUGGUCUUUAAACAUUUUUUACACCUUUUGGUAGGAGGAUUGAAGGAUAGAAGCCAUGUACUUGAGUAACUAAGCUUUUAGUUGUGAAGGGAACUUCUCUGUAGUGUCCAAAAUGUACAUCAGGCCGUACUUUCUGCAGACAACCUGUCUUUCUCCCAGCUGCCUCCUGAUAGGACUUUCUUUUCCCCUUUGAAGGGAAAGUUUGUUAUAUAGUCAGCUGAUACACCUCUGCCUGCCUAAGGCAGGUACGAAUGCUGCAUCUUAGUUUGCCAAAUGGCAGCAUUUAUAGACAAGAUGGGCAGCUAGCCUGCACUGCUGAAGCAGCAAUAUUGAAGGGGCUCCUGUUAUCUGUUGCCAUAGUACCCAAAACCCCACUGCCUUCUCCUUCCUUCCGUGAAUGCUUGUCCAUUCGGAUGAGUGCCCAGCCAUCUGGUCGUGAGACUGGUUGCUCCCUGAGAUGCCCCUUGAUUUGCAUCCUUGGGCUGGAGUUAGUCAUAUGCCACUCAGUAGCCCCAGAGCUUCAUCCAGCUACUCUUUCUUUCUUUCUUUCUUUCUUUCUUUCUCUCUCUCUCUCUCUCUCUCUCUCUGGCCUAUUCUUUUAAGGCCUGUAGUUUGUUGUUACAUGGUACAGGGGGAGGGGAGGGACCCUGCACAAGGAACAAAUGUGGACUUCUUGCACUGUUUUAUUUGUGUCGUUUCAAAUGUUAUUUUAUUUAAUUUGUAGGUUGCCUUGCCUUUUGAGGCUCAGGGCAAAUAAUAACCAUUACAUUUGAAAACAAAAUACAAUUAAAAUAAUCUCCCCUAGUUUAUUUAUUUAUUUUUUUAAAUAAUAUUCAUUGAAUUUUAAAGGGUUACAAAAAGAAAAAAUUAAACAGCAUAUUAAAGAAAUACAAAACAUCACAUCACAAUAAUAAAAAAAGAAAAAAAUCUCACCUAGUUUAACCCUAGACACUAAAUCCUAGCUCAGAACAAACAUUGAUAUGGUACUUCUUCAAAAUUAUAAAAUCAAACCUCUACUUUUUAGUCACUUUUGGCAGUAUGAGUGUGAGUGAUGACAAUAAAGGGGCGCACAGACGGGAGACUGUCCAUUUUGAAUUUUUGUUAUGAACCUUCCAGUGUUAAAAUGAGCAUUGCCUGGCCAUCCUAAUCUGUGCAAGGGUACCUAAAAUAUAGCUUCUGAAAUUCAUAGCCUUGUUUAGAGGCAACACAGUGGCGUGUUCUGCUUUUAUGCUUUCAAGGUUUCCUGCAUCUAUUCCUGAUUGCUGGCAGACGAAAUCAUGUUAGAACAAAAUGAAGAAAUUCGAGACAGCUGCUUUGAAAAGAAAAACAAAAAACUUCACUAGUUGUUGCAAUGUGACCUAGCUGCCAUUGCACCAUAAAGUCUCUUACUUGCAGACCCACCUGCCUUAACUUUGUCUUUCCUCCUUGCUCCCCUUAUCAAGGUCCACAGCAAAGACAAAAAAUACGUCUGCAAGGUGUGCAACCGAGUGUUUAUGUCUGCAGCCAGCGUGGGGAUUAAGCACGGUUCCCGCCGCCAUGGCAUUUGCACAGAUUGUUCUGGCCAAGGCAUGGCCAGCCACUUGGAUGCCAGCGGAGGAGAUGGCUCCCCUGACGAAUUGUACAGCACAGAAGAAGGCCCAUAUAUGGAAGAUCCUGACGACCUCAAAGCAGAAGGAGAUGAAGACAUAGGGGGUGACGAUGACAUAAAAUGGAAAGAUGACAUAGAAAUUUCACAAGACGACGUGAUUUUGGAAGAUGACAAAGAUGACAUUGACUCUCCACAGGAGAAUGAAAACUCUGAGGAUACCGACAAGGAUUUCACUUGGAUUUCUUAGGGAUUUUUGUUCUGCUCAAUCUGUUUGGGAUGGGGCAGGGAAGAGGAAGGUUGUGUUGGGAAAGCUCAAGUAGCCUUGCUAACUGUCCUUGUAUACAAAAAUGUCUUGUGUGUGGAGCAUUUUUUUUUCCAAGCAAACAAGCUCUUUAUUUGUUCCCUCCAGAUACUGUAUCAGCAAACAUUUCCCCUGAAACGUUUCCACUUUCUUGCCUGUUGCCCUUCACAUGGUCCUGAAAUGCGUAGAAUCAUGUCCUUGUCUUUCAGUGAGAGCCAACCAGAUUGUAUGCAGGCCCCAUGGCGCUUCCACCCUCAAAUUUUCCUCUACUGUCAGCUUGAAAUAUGGAGGACUCUUACUUCUCAAACAAUAAUUACCAAAACAUUUUGAAACAACUCUGCUUCCAGCAGCCAGGGAUUCAUGACAAGCUUACCCAUGGUAAAGUCCGGGACGCGGGUGAUCUAAACCCCUAAGCCUCUUGGGCUUGCCGAUUGGAACAGGCAUCCCCAACCUGCGGCCCUCCAGAUGUUUUGGCCUACAACUCCCAGGAUCCCUAGCUAACAGGACCAGUGGUCAGGGAUGAUGGGAACUGUAGUCCAAAACAUCUGGAGGGCCAAAGGUUGGAGAUGCUUGGAUUGGAAGGUCUGUGGUUCGAAUUCCCGCAACGGGGUGAGCUCCCGUUGCUCUGUCCCAGCUCCUGCCAACCUAGCAGUUGGAAAGCAUGCUGGUGCAAGUAGAUAAAUAGGUACCGCCGCGGCAGGAAGGUAAACGGCAUUUCCGUGCUCUCUGGUUUCCGUCACGUCGUUCCACUGCGCCGGAAGCGGUUUAGUCAUGUUGGCCACAUGACCCGGAAAGCUGUCUGCGGACAAACGGCGGCUCCCUUGGCCUGAAAGUGAGAUGAGCGCCGCAAUCCCAUACGCCUUUGACUGGACUUAACCGUCCAGGGGUCCUUUACCUUUUUUUACCUUCCCCAUGGUAAACAGAGCAGUGUGAGCAUUUCAGGACUUUUCCCUUUAAUAAUGCAACUCUUUCAGUAAGCCAGAGAGAUCAAUAGCCUUUUAGGUCUAUAGUCUUCACUAGAACUGGGACACUUGCCCUCAGGUCAAUUGAGCAAAGGAUUCAGUUGCCCAUUGGCAUUUGUAAUAUAAAGAUACCCUUCUUUGAGGUUUGAUUUGUGCAGGAAUAUUUGCUGCAAAAGUGUCCCCUAGUGGCCAAGUCUUGUAAAUGCACUUUUCUUCUGGUGUGGCUGUCUUCCUCUCUUGUUCAGUGACAUAUGGCAAUAUUCAGUGUACCACCUCCUUUGCCAAGUUCUGCCGAGCUCUGUUAGGACAUACCCAUGUGGGGUAUUUUUUGUCAGGUUUGGACGCAUUAAUUUUUCGUGGCAAGUGUACCAAUCCCUGCUAUCCCACACGUUGGUGUCAUAGUUCCCUCAGAAGAAUCAGGGAUUGCUCUGCCAGGUGGAAAGGUCACCAGUGGCAGAACUCUGGGUGCCAGUAAGGACAGCAGAGUGGGAAAUAGGAGGUGCACCCAGAAGUUACCCUGUGUCCUCCUCAUUUGAAAUUGAGAGGAACUGCACAAGAAAUAUGAAAGGUGAGCAUUGAAAAGGGCAGAUUUCAGAUUUCUUUGGCAGCCCCAAGAGAAUGGCACAAACUCCCCAAAUGACCUGAGUUCUUCCUUCUUUGGCUACUGCUUCUGUGCUUCAAGUGUAGUGCCAGACCGUUUGUCAUGGGUGCAUCUGUGUCCCUGAAUCUGGAAAAGCGGACUAUGUAUUUAAGCAUCCAAGCAGAUCUUCCACAUCUUGUCUACCAGUUGUGGCCGCAGGCUUGUACCCUGCAGCACCCACCGAGAAGUGUCUAGGCUCAUGAUCCUAAGAACUGGCGAGUUGUAUGUUUCAUGGUUGGCUACUGCUGCUUUUCUGGUGCAGCCUUUAAAUAGUAAACUGGCCUGUACAUUUUAUCUUUGGAACAGAUUUUUAUGCAGAAUAAUGUGAUUGUGCUUGAAACCUGCCGCAGGAAGCAGCCUUCAGAGCAAGGAAAUUGAAUAUUAAAGGUGCUAUUAUUGUUAUUUUUUUGUGCAGCAAGGACAACAGGCUUCUGAGAUUGUGUAAAGAGCAAUGGAAGUGUCUUCUCUGCACUGGAGUUCACUGGAGGGGCAAAAUCUUACUAAUGCCUAGCAUUUACUUCCAAUUGCAGCUACUUCUCCAUAUAAGACAAUGAAGGGCAUGGAACCGACUAGAUCAGAAUGAAAAAGCACCUGGUUUUCAUCAGUUAACUCCCAAAUGAAACCUUGAAUAGCAGGCCAUUGCUGUGAAAGACAGGGAGAUUCCACUUCCUAUUUUUUAUUUUUCCUUUUUCUUAUAAAGAGAGUGUAUAAGCAUAUUAUUUAAUGUACAUAUAUUAAAAAACACACACAUUGCAAUUGAUUUCAGAACUGUUCCACAGAUGAUCACUAGUGUUCCUUGUCAUGGGCACUAUCGCACUAGGUGCUAAGGAAGGUCACACGCCUUAUGGCAGCAGUUGUCAAUCACGCUGCUUAAUGCUCGUUUUGACCUUCAAACAUACACUGCUUGAAGUACUACAGAAAUCUGCAAGCAUAUUCAUAGAAAACUUUUUUAAAAAAGAUUAACAAAAAAUAAAUAAAUAGCUGGACAGCAAUUGCUAAGCCUGUACAGUAUGGCUUCAAAUUCUUCAGGGCUAUCAUCUGUACACAGCCUGAGGACAGAGCUUGCAAAAAAUAAUAAUCCCAAAACAAAACCCUGCCACCAUGCAAACAAAAAACAGCCACCACCAUGCAUGUUUCUCCUCUGGAAGAACAUCAAAGCCAGCUUUUCUGAAUCCAAAGAAGACAAACCCCAAUGGUGACAACCUUUCGAUGUUAAAAUGCCUUUCACUGAAGAUACUUACCCUUCACUGAAGUGUUUAAUGCAAGAAUUUCCAUCUGGUCUUGCACUAAUGUACAGCUUCCUUUAAAGAGCUUUGCUGGUGUAAACCACACCAUUUCAUUGACACUUGUUUCAGUGCUUUAUUAAUGGGUCAUAUCACUGUGUUAAUGUUUCAGCUUCCUUUCCUUGGAUAAAUCUCAGGCUAAUAAAGAGAACUGAGAGGGGAAUUCACUCAUUUUAUUUUUCUAUGCACUUCUUUUCUUCUUCUCCAUCCGUUGUCACUCCCCACCAUUUCGCAACACCACAUUCACUGGUGUGUUUUAGGCUGUCUUGCUGAAGUUACUCCGUGUUCUUAGUGCUUAACUAGCUCAAAGAAAAGUUUUAUUAUGUCAAUGUGGAAUGCUCUGCUGCUAGACAAGGGUACAGAAUUGUUUUUACUUAGCCAGGAAAACAUGGCCAAUAACCAAAUACCUUAAUAUUCUCAAGGGAGGUUGCAGGGCGGGGGCUAGAAUCCAAGACUCUUCUUGCAUUUGAGCUUGUUGUAAAGCCUCAUUCUAUUUCAACUGGAAGACAAAUGUUUUAAUACUGGACUUUCAUAAACACCUUUCUAAAUGCUGCAGAAAACAAGCUAUGCACAAUGGAGACCUUGGCUGUCCAAAUGACAGAAGCCCAAUGGAUUAAUAGCAGUUCUAGAAAAUGCUGGAGAUUUGAGUUUCUCUUGACUCCCUUUUCAUUGCCAUCAUCUUGUAUGGAACCAAGGACAUCAGGAAUUGAGGAGUCCUAGUGUUUGGCAUGAAUAAAGCUUUUUUGUUUGGGGGGCACACGCCUGAACUGAAGACAUUCCAUUUUCCUCCCACCUUGACUUGACAGUUGGAUUUCACACACAAACCAACCCUUGCUGCAAAGUGGUUCCCUGUGUACUCAGUUUGGCUUGUUAGUACUUAAACCCAAAGUGCUGGAAACCUUCCAUGAAAGUGAGGUGGUGGGAAGUAAUUUUCACUUUCUCUUGAACCUUCCUGGCCCCUCCUUCUCUCCACUCUACCUUGGGAACUUUGGUUAUUAUGUAGACUGCCAAUUCCAUGUUGCUGUCUUCAUUGGUUCAUAUGUGGUGUGGUGUGAUAGAAUAGGGACAAAGGACCUUCAUACAUGCAUCAUCUUCUUCUUUGGCGAUCACUCGUAGCUGAGUAAGAUUGUCUUCCAUAAACACGGUUUUAACAAUGAGUCCAUAAGUGACUGUGGAGGCCAAUUCUGGAUCCACACGUCCUUCCACAGUGAUGGUGCAUCUAUACCUAGAUGAUUCUCUAAAACACUAGGGAGUUAGGAGCCACUUGUUUUUUAUACAUUUUAUUAGUGUCAUUUCUGUGCUAUUUUGACUAAGUGGAAGCAACAAGACGCAUGAAAUGUGAAUGUUUCAGCUUUCUCAGUGACAACAUUGCAGAUGUACACUGUAUGUGUGUGUCGAGAUCUCAGAAAAACUGCAAAGAUCUUGGGAACUUCUUUUAAACACGAUUUUUAAAGAAGCUUGAGCUGUUUUGGGUUCUCGUACGAGUUUGGUUCUCUUCACUGGGUUUUGCUCAGGAUCUGUUCCUGAUGGUCUGUGCCCUCUUCUGUCGCUUUACUAGUCAAGUAGUUUUAUCUGGAAGUGGACAUUGUCUCCAACCCUGCAGGUAGGCACUUAAUUUUGAUUACUCAAAUGGGUGUCUGCUGUGUGCUUGUCUUUAAACAAAGCCCGUUUCUGCACUCACCUGUAGGCUGCUAGAACAGGAUCAAGGUCAUGCUGGGCUGCUUUCAUGCUGGGUAGGCGUGAUUAAACAUCAAGAAGACCUUUCUGAGGGAAAGAGCUGUUUGAUAGCGUAACAGACUCCUGCAGAAGGUGGUGGACUCUCCUUCCCUGGAGGCAAUCCAUCGGGGAUGCUUUCGUUGAGAUCCCUGCAUUUCAGAGGGUUGGACUAGAUGACCCUAAGAAUCCCUUCCAAUUCUACGAUUCUAUGGAUUAGAUCAGUGCUUUGUUCUGCCAAGAAAAUACAGCAAGCCCAUUUGGGGUCUAGCAACCACUGUAAACUGAAGAAGAUGCUGGCAAGGCUGCAAAGUAUCAGCUGAUUGGAGAUGAUUGAUAGGUUUGGUGGUGUCUCUUAGACUGCCUAUAGCAGGCAUGGCCAAACUCCGACCCUCCAGAUGUUUUGGGACUACAAUUCCCAUCAUCCCUGACCACUGGUCCUGUUUGCAAGGGAUGGUGGGAAUUGUAGUUCCAAACAUCUGGAGGGCUGGAGUUUGCCUAUGACUGCUGUAGAGGAUGUGGCUCAGAUGAGGUGAUGAGCUGGUUACUUUUCUACGGUCUUUCCCCCACAUUAGAAUUUGGUAGGUUUGUGACUUGGAAGCUGUAAAGCAGCUAUAAAGAUCUUGCACCCUAGUACUAGAAAUCAAUUUCAUUGAUUUUAAGCAUUUCAUAAGCAUUUAAAAUUCUGUGGGAAGCACGUUGCAAUUAACAAUCUGAGCAGUGUUGCAAUAUAUAUAUAUAUAUAUAUAUAUAUAUAUAUAUAUAUAUAUAUAUAUAUAGUUUUAACCAUAUUGAGCUCCUAAUCAUUUCAUCUUCCUGUUAUUAUUUUGCUUGUACCUUUUUUAAUUGAUUCAUGCUGCUGUGAUCAUGAUGUUGAGCUGGUCGGUGUGUUGGUCCACUGAGUCCAGCAUUGUUCCUCUAACUGGCAGCAGCCCUCCAAGACCACAGCCAGCAGUCUUCCCUUUGGCUCUGUUUAACUAGCAUUACCAGGAAUUGAACUCAGGACUUUUGCAAGCAAAGUAUAUGCAUCCACCAGGAGCAGGGAGUAGCAUUCUUCUCCCCAUCCCUGACGAACCAUAAUCCUGAGAUUCCAAGUUUCAUGUUUUAAGAAGAGCAAGUUUCUAGCAUUUAUAGAACCUGAGCUAUGAAACAAAACAUGCAUGCAGUGCUCUGCUCAUUUUAAAAUUGGCGUUUUGUGUUACCAAAAAAGAAGAAAUGGAAUGUGUAUUGUAGAAUGCUGCCCUGCAUUUCAAAGGGGCUUCUGCAGGAGAACAUCUCCCUACAGCAGGGGGAACAAAAAGGUUGAUUGGGCUCUUCUCAUCUCAGGCCAUCGAUCGUACGGCUCAAUGGGCAGUGUAAUUUCUGCAGGCUGGGUAACAUGAAUUUUUAUUUAUUUUUGGGUUUAUACCCGGAAGCUCUCCUGCCUACAUGUGUCUGAAUUAAAUGGGAGUUAUUCAGGAGUGUGACUCCCAUCCUUCUUAAUGAGGUAAGCACAGGAGAGAUACCCCUGACUUGUACCCAAAAUUGGUAUGUUUUGAUUCCCUCUGAAUUUGGCAUAUCUGGCCAAAAAGCUUGGCUACCUUCAAAUAAGGCUCUUCACAAUCAUGCUUAUGCUUCCAAUGUUACACAUCUCUCCCCCCCCCUUUUAAGUAAAAAGAGAGAAGCUCUAAUAAAGUUGUUCAGUAACUGGAAACUUUGCAAUAUGAUUGAAGAUAAUCUACUUUUAGUUCAUUCUGUGACAUGUGCAACUCUUAAGCCAUACUGAACUGGGUUUUUAUUUUAUUUGUUAAGGUUCUCUGUCGUAUGGUUUGAAUUUCUGCCUUUUUUAUUUUUAAAGAAUUCCUUCAUAGGAAGGGAUGCCAUGUGUGUGUGUAUGUGUGGGGGUGUGCUUUCAUAUAUAUAUAAAUAUAAAUAUAUUUAUUUUUCAGCGUGCUUAAACCUGUCUACUAAAAUGUAACUAAAGCAAACAAAAAAGGGCAGUGUUUGAACAUUGUUGAUUAUUUUUUUUGCUGGGAAUAUUCUAUAUUAUACUGACUUUAUAUAUUAUUAUAAACCUGUGUUUGUAUUGCCGAUGUUUAAUAUUUUGAGGGUGGGAUAUGGGGAGAUUUUAGAACCCAGAAGUCAGUUGGGAAACGAGUGUGUGUUUGUACUGAUUUUCUGUCAUUGUAGUUCAGGUAACUAUGACCUUAUUUUCUAGAUGAUCUCACACUUUCCUGUCUGUCUAGGUGAGUGCCAGAGGUCUGCCAAGCCGAUUACAUUUACUUUGUCAUGAGAUUAACUUAGACAUACUUGCAAAAAUCAGUCUGUUUCAAUAAAUUGGGAUAUUGCUGCUAAAAGUAUCGGUUUCUAUUUUUAAGUUUCAACACGCUUCUUACAAUUUCCUGUUCUUGACCUGAGCUGUUUGCAGAUAGGGCAGGUGGGGUGAAUGGAAACCUACUCCUAUAGCAGAAAAAAAUGUGUGUGUGAUCAAAAUGAAUACUUGAUUCCCCUGCAAGCCCCAAAACUGACAGAUGGAGGUGUGCACAUACAUUCCCCCCCUACUGUCAACAGGGAGAAGCUUGCAGCCAUGAUCCCUUGACCACCUGGUUCUUGAGCUCAUGGUGACCAACCCGAAAAAAGGGAUCUUGGUGUCAUAGUGGGUAACUCAGUGAACAUGUUGCAGCAGCUGUGAAAAAUGUGAAUUCCAUCUUACAAGGCAUUUGGAAAAGGGGUGAAAAUACAACCUGCAAUAUCAACAUAGUCAAAUGCCA